Messenger RNA from Podarcis lilfordi (Lilford's wall lizard), 57306 nucleotides. Lineage: Eukaryota; Metazoa; Chordata; Lepidosauria; Squamata; Lacertidae. The record is from the annotation of a GenBank genome assembly.
AGUUUGCAAAAGCCGCAUGUCAGUUUGCAAAAAGGGAAAACCUUGCCAAAGAGAAAGCAAGUCCCCCCCCCCCCCCAGCGCAGUUGCUGCACCUUUAAGAAAAGGGAGGGACCCCUGUCCUUUUUCUGCUUCUCUCUCUUUUUUUUUUCCCCUACCCUGAGAGCAAACCAGGAAGGGAGUUCACAGCAUCAUACGGGGCUUUGCAUCUACAGUUACAGUAGGGGCAGGAACAGCAGAGAGGAGAGGAGAGAGAGAGAGAGGGAGAGGAAAAGAGAGAAAAAAGGAGGGAGGCAGGCAGGCCGGACGGGCAGAAGCUGCUCAGGAAUUGACUCCACAAACUCCAGGCGCCCCCCCUUUCCUCCUCCUCUUCCUGGCCCCCCCCCCACACCUUCAGGACCAACAAGGUAAGACCUCUGGAUCUUUCUCUUUUGGGGGGGUUUCCUUUUUUUUGCUGGUCAAGAGAUCCGAUCCCCUUUAAAAGAGAGAUCUCCCCGCUGUCAUCUUUUCCUGCUUCCUCUUGCCUUUUGCAACUUUCACCCAGGGGAUCUUGUUGGUGGGGGGGUCACAACUUUGCCUUAAGUGAGAGGAGGUUGCUGGGGGAAGGGAGGGUUUUUUGGGGUGGGGGGUGUUUUGUGGGUGGGUGGGUUUUUUCUGGGAGGGGAGAGAUGUUCAGUGGGGUGGGGGUGGGAGGAAGCUGGAGUGGGGAGGGGGGUGUUUGAAGUGCGUGGGGGGGGGAGGGAAAGCAGCCUUGAAGGUGAAAGGAGAGCCUGAAGUCAAGGGUGCUGCUGCUGGUGGUGGGGGGGCUGUGUUUGUUUUGCAUUGGGGGGGCGCAAGUGCAAUUGCACGAGAUGCAAGCUGUAUAGGGCACGUUGCAAUCUGGAAAUAUUUGCAUUUUCUGUGUGAUCUAUAUUAAUGGGGCUGGCUUGUCCCUUUGCAUUGGGGAACUGCAGGGGGUGGUUUCUGGGUGGGGGGGGAAGGUUGCAAUUAAGUGCAAAGGGGAAGCUGGAAAUAACUUUCCCCCUCCUUUCCUCCGCCUCCUUCCUGCCAAAGACCCUAUUCUGUGCUGCGUUGCAUACGUUGUACUCUUAAGGCAGGAUAUAUGUGUGUGUGUUUUUUUAAGGGAGGGGGCUUUUGCAAGCCCCAGGGAGGACAAGUGCCUUGGCUCCCUGGGAACUGUAGUCUUUCCCCCGCGCUCCGGCCUGCAGGUGCAAUGGAGGCGGGGACUACGUCUCCCGAGGUGCUCAGCGCCGGGGCCUUGCCUCGGCCUUCCGCGUGAGGCUGGCUGACGGGCGGCCGCGGCGGCCAAUGGCCGGCCCGCCUGCCGCUUCCGCUCCCUACCAGCCGCCGCCGCGGCCAAUGGCGGACCGAGGGAGGGAGGAAAGGAGGGGGAAGGGAAGGGAAAGCGGCUGAGGGCUCGAGCCAGCCCUGCCCCCGGGGGGGAGAGGUGGGGUCCGCGGGCGCGGCGACCAGGAAAGGCCGGGGAUUUGAGGCCUAGUACAAGGCCCCGGGCGGGGCUCGCUUGCCUUCCCAGCUUCCCCAAUGGGGGCUGUGAAGGGUACAGAGGGGGCAGCUGAGGCGCUGGUCCCCUCCUCACCCUUCUGAGGGGGAAUUUGAGGAGGGGGCUGCUGUUGAAGGCGGGGUGUAUGGAAACUGGGGGCAAAUAUUUUGGGGUUUUUGGGGGGGAGCUUCUGAUAUUUAGAGGGGUGAAUGUGGUGAUGGGCUUCAGGGUUUUGAAUGAUUUUAAGGUUCAAAAACUGGGGGUGGGAGCAUGAAAAUAGUUCCAAAUAGUUGUAGCAUAUUUGUUAAUAUAUUAUUAUUAUUAUUUAGACUUGCUAGUCGCUUGCUGCUCAAAGGCCUUCAGGUGACUCGCAACCUGUUCAAAAUAAGACACAUCAUAACUUUCCUUAAAAUUAAAGAAAGUCAUACAAACCACUUGCCCAAACCACCUGCCAUUCUAUCUAUCUAUCUAUCUAUCUAUCUAUCUGUCUAUCUGUCUAUUUAUCUAUUUCCUAUAUAUGCAUAUACACAACAAUAGCCACAGGAAGGUUUGGCUCCUACGGAGCUUGCGAGCCAAUGCGGCCUCGAGUUCGGAUUUCUACUUUUGGCCUAUGGACUUGCUUAAGUGCAUGGGGGCGACGGGGACGGCGGUCAGGGUUUAAAUUGUUCCUAUGCAAGUAUUUUAAAUGGUGGGAUUUGUCUGUAAAGGUUUCCAGAACAACCACAACAAAACUACUGAUGGGGGAGGCUUUAUCAAUUAAAUGGGUUCAUUAUUAUUAUUUGGCUCGGUUGGUAGAGCAAGAGUCUCUUAAUCUCAGGGUCGCCGCAUCAGACAAAAGAUUCCUGCAUUUGCAGGGGGUUGGACUAGAUGCCUCCCGGGGUCCCUUCCAACUCUGCGGUUUAAUGAUCUGAUAUGCCGUUCUCCCAUAAGUGAGGCGGUUUUUACGGUCGUAUAAAAGCAUUAAAAGACACAUUAAAAGAUGCACAUGCAGAUGUUACAAGUGAGAUGCUACCUGAGAAAAUUUGGAAACGGCUGCGCAGUUGUCAAUGAGAAAGGUCUUCAGUCAAAAGCGAGGGUGCCCGCCGCAUCUCUGUUGGAAGAGUGCUCCACGCAGCAUGGGUCUGUCAAAGCUAAAUAGCAGGUUUCUGGUUGAGGAUGUUUGGCGCUCUUCUGUAGCGCAGGGGAACAUGAGGCCCAAUUUCAUUGAUUAGGCUAGGACGUAAUAGUAAGGUUGCCUUGUACCUACCCACAUGAAUCCCCAAAAGAAAGGGAUUUGUUUGGGCAGCAGGUGAGGAAACAGCGUGUUUGCUUGCAUUGGGAUGUUAGUAUUGUAUUGGUCUUUUUUAAUUUCCUUUUAAAAAUUAGCCUCCCGAGGCAGGCUACAGAUCUCUCGAUGAAUAUUUGGAGGAAUCACCAAUGUCUGAGUUUGAACUUGGAGGGCAGAAGCUACAAAGAGAUCCCAGUGUGGCCACUGGCUGUUGUCAAGGUAGCUGAAAGGAUGUGUACAGAAACCUUUGAUUGCUUAAAAGGUGCUUUAUAGGAGGGUGGAUGUGAAAGACCCUUGUUCAACUCGUUGUUGUUGUUUAGUCGUUUAGUCCUGUCUGACUCUUCGUGACCCCCUGGACCAGAGCACACCAGGCACUCCUGUCUUCCACUGCCUCCCGCAGUUUGGUCAAACUCAUGCUGGUAGCUUCAAGAACACUGUCCCACCAUCUCGUCCUCUGUCGUCCCCUUCUCCUUGUGCCCUCCAUCUUUCCCAGCAUCAGAGUCUUUUCCAGGGAGUCUUCUCUUCUCAUGAGGUGACCAAAGUCUUGGAGCCUCAGCUUCAGGAUCUGUCCUUCCAGUGAGCAUGCAGGGCUGAUUUCCUUAAGAAUGGAUCGGUUUGAUCUUCCUGCAGUCCAUGGGACUCUCAAGAGUCUCCUCCAGCACCAGAAUUCAAAAGCAUCAAUUCUUCGGCGUUCAACUCACCCCUGCUUUUUUAUUAUUAUUAUUAUUAUUAUUGUUAUUAGUACUAUUACAUUUAUAUACCGCCUUUAUCUUCAGAGGGUUUCAAGGCAGUGGACAUGGUCGUCCUCCUCCCCAUCUCAUCCUCACAAUGACCCUGUGAGGUAGGUCAGGCUAAGAGAUGGCGACUGACUCCAAGGUCACCCGUUGGCUCUCGGCUCUCUUCACGAUAUUCACUUGAGGUGAAUAUUGCUGGCCGGCCGAAAAGGGUCGUUUGUAAGGAUGAAUGAGAAGAGGGGAGGGGAGGGACUUUAAUGCCUCCAGAGCAAUGUUUAUCAUUAGGUAAAGGUAAAGGGACCCCUGACCAUUUGGUCCAGUUGUGACCGACUCUGGGGUUGUGGCCCUCAUCUCGCUUUAUUGGCCGAGGGAGCCGGCGUACAGCUUCCGGGUCACGUGGCCAGUGGCGAACCAGAGCAGCGCACGGAAACGCCGUUUACCUUCCCGCCAGAGCGGUACCUAUUUAUCUACUUGCACUUUGGUGUGUGCUUUCGAACUGCUAGGUUGGCAGGAGCAGGGACCGAGCAACGGGAGCUCACCCCGUCAUUGUGGGGAUUCGAACCGCCGACCUUCCCAUCGGCAAGUCCUAGGCUCUGUGGUUUAACCCACAGCGCCACCCCGUCCCAUGUUUAUCAUUAUGAGGUGGGAAAUGGUACUUGAGAGGUGCAGAAAAGAACGCAGGAGAUUGCAUUAUGCACAGUUGUAGACCUUUGGUAAUGUGUCUGUUGUCACUCUCCAGGGCUUCAAAGGCUCUCUUACCUAGAAAUCUUCCCUAGAAACAAAAGUGAGAUCCCUGCCCUAAACCAUUCUCCAUAGGGGCCUGUCUUCGAAAGAGAUGCAUGAAAAAGAGCCUUGCACUGAGUUCACCCUGCUCAGUUUUGUCUGCGCUGACAGAAAGCGCCUCUCCAGGCCUUCUGACCUGCAUCUGUUUCUCCCGGGGAUUCAGUCUGUGGUUAUAAGGGGUCCAAGGAAGCAGGUUGAUCAGGCUGUAAGAAGCAGCCUGGACCUGAUGUUUGGGAAGACUUCCCUAGCCGUGGACUUUGCUUUUGGUUUUUAUUUUAGAAAUGUGCAUUGGGCGUUUUUGGUCUCUCUUUCUUCGAGAAACGUGCAUUAAGGUAGAAGUGGACAACGUGUCAUCUAAAAUGCGCUGGACUGUCUCUCCCAUCACCCCUGGCUUUGAUGAGCUCCCAACAAGUUCCUCACCCUCGCUUGCUGAGGAAACCGUGGGGCUGGCUGGCGUAGCGGACUUCAGUAGCCCCAAAGGCUUAGCCUAGGGUGGCUGAUGAGACGGAAGACGCAGACCGCAAGCCUGGGGUUUUUGGGGGGACUUGCAAAUAGCCACGCACCGUUCCUUUGUGGUGGAGAAAGAGUCUUCUGUUAGCAGGGGAGAUCCGUAAACUGGAAAAGUAGCUGGUUCUUUCUAACGGCGUUAGAAAGUAUAUCCCUGGUCACUUUUAUUUCCAAAGCCGGCCUAGAUUCUCCCUGGCUCCCUUUUGCAGCGUCAGAUGCAACACCUACACUAGUCCCGAAUUCCUGCUAGCUGGGAAUGUGGAGGGCCUCUGGCCCUUUUGAGUAGGUGUAGGGGGCUGUUUGACUGUUUGGCGGAAGCUUGGAAAUCUUCCCACGUGGCAGUUCUGAUGGCAGCUUGCAGGGCUUUAGCGGAGGGCAGUGACUCAGGGUUAGAAGACUCGGAUGUAGAAGCUAGGUGCCAAAUGGCUCCUUAAACCAAGGUUGCAGUCGUCUAGUUUGCCAUCUUUGGGAAAGAUGGCUGUGAAGUCUUUAUUUUUUCAAUUGAUGGAUGGACUGUGAUUGAUUCUCAGUUAAAAUGUCUGGCUAGUUCAGAUGACAGCCUUGAGCCUGGUGAAGAACUUCUGAGAACUUAAAAGAAGAAAAGUCACUUGAUUCAGAGACAGUCCGCAUAUAUAUCGGCCUAUUCCUAGAGGAUAUGGCAUUAGUGUGCGAAAACAGUCAAGAGCCAACGAUCCCCGCCAUGUGCUUCCAGGUGGAGCAGAUUUUAGGCAUUUUCACUUGGUCGCAAGUGUCCAAUUUUGUUGUUUAGUUGUGUCCGACUCUUCGUGACCCCUUGGACCAGGCACUCCUGUCUUCCACUGCCUCCCGCAGUUUGGUCAAACUCAUGCUGGCACCUUCGAGAACACUGUCCCACCAUCUCGUCCUCUGUCGUCCCCUUCUCCUUGGGCCCUCCAUCUUCCCCAACAUCAGGGUCUUUUCCGGGGAAUCUUCUCUUCUCAUGUGGUGGCCAAAGUAUUGGAGCCUCAUCUUCACGAUCUGUCCUUCCAGUGAGCACUCAGGGCUGAUUUCCUUCAGAAUGGAUACGUUUGAUCUUCUUGCAGUCCAGCACCAUAAUUCAAAAGCAUCCAUUCUUCGGCGAUGCAUAUACCCUUGUUAUGGCGUGAUGCAGCGAUUAGAGCGUUCGACUGGGCUCUGGGUUCAAAGGCCCACUUGGUGGCCGUGGGUCAGUAGCGAUAUCUCUCGGCCCAACUUCCGGAGAGGCGGCAAAGUGAGUAUUCUACCUUGAGCUUCUUGCAGAAAAGGUGGGAUAGAAAUCAAUAAGUGUGAAUUAAAACAGGUGUGUUUGUGCGACCAUCCCAGCAGCAUCUGUUGGCGAGGAAGACAGGGAGCCAGAAUUCAAGCAUUGUCUCCAUCCUCUUCCCUACUGAGUCCUACACGGUCAACAGGCUGGUCUCCUUGAACCAUGUGGGUCGCCCUUGAAGAGCGUCCGCACCCUAACUGGCGGUCACCUUUAAUCCAAUUGAGUACAGUGGUACCUCUGGUUACGUACCUAAUUCGUUCUGGAGGUCCGUUCUUAACCUGGAACAGUUCUUAACCUGAAGCACACUUUAGCUAAUGAGGCCUCCCGCUGCUGCCGCGCCGCCGGAACAUGAUUUCUGUUCUCAUCCUGAAGCAAAGUUCUUAACCCGAGGUAAUAUUUCUGGGUUAGCGGAGUCUGUAACCUGAAGCGUAUGUAACCUGAGGUAGCACUGUAUAAAAUACAUAUUGCUGUAAGUUGCUUGGAUUCCUUUGGGUCACAAGCGACCAGUAAAUCUAAUCAAUGAUUAUGGUGACGGUAACGAUCAGUCCACAUGGGAUUUUCGACAGAGCGGAACGAAGACGAAUGACAGAAUCAUAGAGUUGGAAGAGACCCCAUGGGGUCAUCCAGUCCAACCCCCUGCAUUGCAGGAAUCUUUUGCCCACCGUGGGGCUGGAACCCUGAGAUUAAGAUUCUUAUGUUCUACCGAUUCAGCUUAUCCCCAUGCCUUAACCUCCAUGCUGUUGGGAGAUGUUUAAAGACGCAGGGGGCGGGGAAUGGGGCACGCAGAGAGCGAAGUGGGUCUGCAGGGAACCUGAGCGUAGGAAAAUGGGCAUCCUGGGAGGUGGAAGCUAAUUUGGGGAGGGGCAGGUGAGAGGAGGAGAAGCAUUGAGAUGUGCUUGGUCUUGCAUGCCUUCCAGUGCUCAGAGAGGGUGGGGGGGAGUUGGGCGGGGUCCUGUUUUCUUCUUCUUCUUCCCACUUAAGCCCUGAAGAACUGGCAGAUUGAGAAAGUAGGUAUGAAGUUGCCCACUUGGUGGAUUUAACAAAACAGCGGCUCUGGCAGGGAAGGAGGGUGGGGUGUAUGCAAAUUUGUCCUGGCUCCAGUCUCCCCUCCCUGAUUUUUCCCCCCCUUCUGGCAGUCAGGCCAAGAGUGGAGGAGGCUCGCUCAAAGACUAUGAUUGUUUGUACUCUUCCCCCAAUCCCCACCCUUCCAUCUCUCCCCCCCCCCACCAUGCCCAUGUCUCUCCACUGCCUGUACUUAACCCCUAGGGCUGAAUCGCACAGUGGUUGCUGCUGUGCCCCCUGCGAUAGCAUGCUGGAGGAAAUGCAGGGCUCUCAAACGGGACCCCCCCCCCUUUCUGUUCGGCUUAACGCAGCAACACUUGGAAAUCCGGAUCGCCAGGGCCCCCGGAUCCCCUUGUCCGCGCCUACUUCCCAGAGCAAGCAAACUUGAGGAUUCCACUGCUUCUGUGUGCGUUUUGCGUCCUGUGGGUUUUUGGUGUUUUGUCUUUUUUUGCUCCUGGCCUGUCUGUACACGGCGUUUUUCCCCACGAAGGUCAGGUGAUGCGUCUGAAGGUCACUACUGCUUUUUCCUUCCCCGAGUGCUGCUCCGCAGUAGGCGAACAACUCCUGUGGAAAACUUGCAAGGGGAAGGGGGGUGGCGGGGGUUGGUUCUUAGGUGGAACAGAUAAAUGCCUCGCGUGCAGAAACAGUCCCUGCCGUCUCCCAAGUUGGGCUGGGAAAGACCCUGGUCUGAAACCCCAAGGGGAGGCCGCAGUGGUUCUCAAACUUUGUCGAAACAAAAUUUUAAAAAAUUCCUUCCAGUAGCACAUUGGAGACCAAUUAAGUUUGUUCUUGGGAUGAGCUUUCGUGUGCAUGCACACUUCUUCGGAUCCACAGUGUAUCUGAAGAAGUACCUUCAGUGUACCUGCAUGCACACGAAAGCUCAUCCCAAGAACAAACUUACAGUGGUGCCUCGCAAGACGAAAUUAAUUCGUUCCGCGAGUUUUGUCGCCUUGCGAUUUUUUUCGUCUUGCGAAGCACGGUGUCGGGAAAGUUUGGGAAAAGCUUCAAAAAUCACCAAAGUCUUUAAAAACCUCAAAAAAGGCUACCGCACCGCGUUCUAUGAGUUGCUCCUCGAAGUCAAGUCGCAACUGUAUUAACGGUGUUAAGAAAAAGGAAACAAACGUGCAAGACGUUUCCGUCUUGCGAAGCAAGCCCAUAGGGAAAACCGUCUUGCGAAGCAGCUCAAAAAACAAAAAACCCUUUCGUCUAGCGAGUUUUUUGUCUUGCGAGGCAUUCGUCUUGCGAGGUACCACUGUAGUUGGUCUCUAACAUGCUACUGGAAGGAUUUUUUUAAAAUUUUGUUUCAGCUACGGCAGACCAACAUGGCUAUACCUGUAACUAAAACUUUGUGUGUGUGGGUGUACUGCUUGAACAUUGCUGGGACCUCUCCCUGGACCACUUGGCGAAUUUUUUUUCCGCCCAGCAGGGCGAAAGAACGUAAGAGCAGCUUGGAAGACGAAACCACUGGCCCAUUUCAUCCAGGCGUCCUGCUCUCACAGUGCGAAAGGCGCAAGCGGGAACUGGACGCAACAGCCGUCCGCUCCCCCCUCCUGCCAUUCUCACCAACUGGUAUUCAGAAGCACGCUACUACCCCCAGCGAAAAAAUAAAAUGAAUUACCCUUUAAAGAAGUGUUCGCAUAACUUUUUAGGUGUUAAAUUAUAGGAGUGGAAACGGGUGCUUGGAAUUUUACAUUCCCGUGACUUUAACAAGCUCGGUUUUGAAAUGAAUUUGAUUGGUGCGUGGCCUUCGGUAUAUCUUAUAAUGUGUGAGUUUUGUCAACAGUGCUGUAUCCCAUAUGUUUGUAUAUAGCUGCAAGGUGUCAUCUGGUUUAUCCAGUUUCUUGCUAUGACUAGUCUGGCAGCAGUGAUCAUCGCUGUUGCAAAUUUCAAGUCUUCCUCGUUCAGUAGCUUGGUAGAAGACCUGGGUGCCUUGCUUCAAACCUUGGAAAGCUUCUGCCACUCAGUGUAAAUGAGCUUAGAUAAACCAGUGGCCUGAGUCUGUAUAAUAUACCGUAUUUUUCGCUCUAUAAGACGCACCAGACCACAAGACGCACCUAGUUUUUGGAGGAGGAAAACAAGAAAAAAAAUAUUCUGAAUCUCAGAAGCCAGAACAGCAAGAGGGAUCGCUGCGCAGCGAAAGCAGCGAUCCCUCUUGCUGUUCUGGCUUCUGGGAUAGCUGCGCAGCCUGCAUUCGCUCCAUAAGACGCACACACAUUUCCCCUUACUUUUUAGGAGGGAAAAAGUGAGUCUUAUAGAGCAAAAAAUACGGUAGCUUCCUGUGUUUGGAUAUAUCCCAGUAAAACAUAUUUGGGUGUUUCUGUUUCUAUCAAAGAUUUCAUUUAUAGCCCUCAACAGUUUGUCACCUUAAUACAAGUCUAGAAUAUGUGUAAGAAACCGGCUUCUCCGUUUUUGUCUCCUUACAAAUUAAACAUUUGGUGAGAAGGUUCCUUGCAAUGGGCAAGUUUUUAAGUGAAAAAUCAGUUUUUUGCAACCAGCAAUUUCGUAUUCUGCAAAAUUGUGGGCCGUAAGUCAAAGUCCUCUUAGGGCUGUGCGACAAUCGGACCCUGCUUCAAUCAGCCUUGAUUUCCAUUGUCUGACACCCACAAAUCACAUGCAGGGCCAAAUAGAAAAUCAUAGAGUUGGAAGGGACCCCGGCAAUUCUAGACCAACCCCUUGCAAUGCAGGAAUCUGCAGCUGUCUCAUACAGGGAUUGAACCUGCAACUUUGGCGUCCUCAGCCCUACGCUUUAACUAACUGAACUAUCCAGAGGUGGCAUUGACUCUUCCACAACUUUUCUCUUGUUGAGUGGUGGGUUGCUCUAACCACUACACCACCCUGCCUUUCUUGGACCACCUGCAUAGGGAGCAUGUAGAUCAAGUUGUGGAACCUCUAGUGGAGACAGUGAACCUGAGGGGUGUUAACUGGUUUCAAACCAUAACGUUCACUUUGCUUUGCCAAAAUAGCUCUCUCUAAAGCUGGUACAUAUAUUAGGAAAGUGUGAUUUGUUUCCUGUCUUUUGUGUCUGGGGAAAGCAUGUAGAAUCUGCUUCUCCAGCAUGAAAUCCAAAGUCCCGAGAAACUAGCGUCGUAAAGAAACACACUUGCUGAUAGUGUGAUGGUGGUUUUCCCUAACUUCGCCGUAACCACCACCGUCUUUCCUUUUCUCAAACGACCUCUCUUGCUUUGUGCAGAAAUUCUGAAGUGUGCAAGAACUUGAUAUGCCUGAGACAGACAACUCGAGUAAAUAGGUGUGAUGAUAUUUGCAGAACGUUGUUGGGAGUCGGAACAACUUUUGUCUUGGGUUUUCUCCACAAAUGCAGUUGUCCGGCCGAAGGAAUCGGCAUUCACCCACAUCUACAAGCUGGUGGCAGAAGGAAGCGUUCGUUUGUUUUUUCUCCAGGGCAAGCGCUAAGGAGGUACCUUUUGAAAAGGAUUGCAGGUAGCUCGCCAAUUAGGCGCAUUUAACUUGUGCACAUUCAGCUUUACGCGAUUGGGGGGUGGGUGGAAAAUGUUUAAAAAAUGGAAAGGAGAUGGGCGCCAUGGGUGCUUUAGCUGAGAUUCCUGCAUUGCAGAAACUCUAAAAUUCUAUGGCAUCCAGGAAAAAGUCUUUGGCAUUCCUGCUCGCCUUUGAACCUACAGUCAUGCCUUGGAAGCCGGACGCCCUGGCUCCCGAACUUUCGAAACUCAGAAGUGAAUGUUCCAGUUUUCGAACAAUUUUCAGAAGCCGGAAGCCGCACUUUGGUUUUUGAACGGAUUCCCGGAACACAUUCUGUUCGAAAACCAAGGUACCACUGUAUUGUGUUUUGACGUAACCCUGCUGUAAAUUGAGAGUCGCUUGUACGAUACUCAGAGAUUAAAAGUAUUACUUUUACCUGCACAGAUCUGUCUUCCGCAUUAGUUGGUUAUGGGGUGUUUGGAGAGCUUAGCAGAACCACAAAAGCCGAGAAGCGAUGCUCGUGAAAUUUCCGUGAAACUUUUAGGCUAGGGCUAGCUUUCUGGGGUUAAGACUUGGCUGUAUUCUGAACUUAAAAAUGGGAAGCGUAAUGCUGGUGGUCAACAAAAGAAGUUUAAAGACUAUAUCAAGGCAAAUCUUUAAAAAUGUAGUAUAAACACCGACAACUGGGAAACACUGGCCUGUGAGCGCUCCAGUUGGAGAACAGGCUUUGCCAAAAGGCGUUGUGGGCUUUGAAGACACUUGAAUUCAGGACGCAAGGGAAAAAUGUGCUAGGAGGAAGGCACACUUGGCAAACCCUCACCGUGGUCAACUCCCGCCCGGUAACUAAUGUCCCCACUGUGGAAGGAUGUGUGGAUCCAGAAUUGGCCUCCACAGUCACUUAUGAACUCACUGUUAAAAUCGUGUUUAUAGAAGACAAUCUUACUCGGCUACGAGGGAUCGCCAGAGAAGAAGAACCUCGUGAGACUCUUAAUCUCAGGGUCGUUGAGAUUAAGGCGAAGGAUUCCUCAGCACGAUAUAAAAGCAAAACAGUUCAUUGCAAGAGGGUGACAGGUUGCUGCCUCCCUGAUGUAUUUUUCCUGAAGCAUCAUCUAUAAAAAGGUAAAGGGACCCCUGACCAUUAGGUCCAGUCGUGGCCGACUCUGGGGUUGCGGCGCUCAUCUCGCUUUAUUGGCCGAGGGAGCCGGCGUACAGCUUCCGGGUAUGUGGCCAGCAGGACUAAGCCGCUUCUGGCGAACCAGAACGCCGUUUACCUUCCCGCUGGAGCAGUACCUAUUUAUCUACUUGCACUUGACGUGCUUUCGAACUGCUAGGUGGGCAGGAGCAGGGACCGAGCAACGGGAGCUCGCCCCGUCACGGGGAUUCGAACCGCCGACCUGAUCAGCAAGUCCUAGGCUCUGUGGUUUAACCCACAGCGCCACCCACGUCCCGAAGCAUCAUCUAUACACAGUUAAAGUGGGGAAGAACUGCAGGAGAAGAGGCACCGCUGAUCUCGAGAGCUUACCAUCAAUUUUGAUCAGGAACGUCCGUUCCUGCGUGGAAUUGGCUUAAAAAAUAAAAACCAAAGCCCCGAUGGAGCGGAGGAUUCCCGUUUUAAUAAUUGUUUUGGCUGCCGCUCAAGCCUGUUCUGGGAAAAGUGGGAGUGGAGAGGCACCACCCAAAUGAUCUUAAGAUGGUGGGAUGUGGUGUUUUGUUUGCGCUCUUUUCGGCUGAGGGCUUCACUUAACUCCGAGUGGACUUUGCUGGGCCGAGGAGGAUGCAAGUUUGCUUGCUUGAUCUGGGUCUGGAAAGCAAUUUGAGUCCUUAAAAGAAACCAGACCUUGCCUUGUGGUGUCCAUUUCCUCAGAAACUUACUGGGUGGGUUGAGAAUUGCCGCCCCUCUGCAAGACGCAGGUUGUACUCAGAAGCUGCCACUUUUCAGAUGAACUUCCAAGAAGUCGUGAUAGUCUGUGACCUGAUAAGGAGAUCCGUCUACAACUGAUUUAAGGAAGUGGCGCAGGUCUUCUGGGUUCUCUGUUAUCAUACCCAUGAGAAAGAAAGAAAGAAAGAGGGAUGGAUGGAAGGAAGGAAGGUGUGUUGCAGGAGAGUUGAUGAAUAAAAACAGCAGACGUUACAAAUUCAAAACAAUUUUAAAAAGGGUCAUAGGACCUUUGAGCUGGAGCGUCGUUUUAGAUUGUACAGUGGUACCUCGGUUUACGAACUUAAUCCAUUCCAGAAGUUCGUUCUUAAACCGAAACCGUUCAUAAACCGAGGUGCGCUUUCCCUAACGAAGCCUCCCGCCGCUGGUGCCCUUCCACCGUUCGGAUUCUGUUCUUAGACCAAGGUAAAGUUCGCAAACCGGGACAGUAUUUCUGGUUUAGUGGAGUUCGUAAGCCGAAUAGUUUGUGAACAGGGCUUUCUUAAACCGAGGUACCGCUGUAGUUGUUAAAUCUAUUCAUCCUUUAAAAAUUAACGGUAGCUUCUGGUUCUGGGCCCCAGUACCAAGAAGGGUAUUGACAAGCUGGAAGAUAUGCAAAGAAGAAAAGGAGGAGGAGGUGUUUGGAUUUGAUAUCCCGCUUUAUCACUACUCAAAGGAGUCUCAAAGCGGCUAACGUUCUCCUUUUCCUUCCUCCCCCACAACAAACACUCUGCGAGGCUGAGAGACUUCAGAGAAGUGUGACUGGCCCAAGGUCACCCAGCAGCUGCAGGUGGAGGAGCGGGGAAGCGAACCCAGUUCACCAGAUUACGAGUCCACCGCUCUUAACCACUACACCACACUGGCUCUCAUAGGAGGGAGAUCAAUAUGAUCUCAAGGGUCUGGAAGCUGAGCCUUAUGAGGAACGGUUGAAGGAGCUGGGGGUGUUUCGCCUGGAGAAGAGGACGUGACAGCUGUGUUCAGAUACCUGAAGUGCUGCCCACAUGGAAGCUGGAACCAGCAUGCUUCUGCUUGCUCCAGGGGGGUAGGACCCAAACCAAGGGCUUCAAAUUACAAGGAAGGACAUUCCGACGAAACAUCAGGAAGAACGGUCUCCUUGGGAAGAUGGAGGACUCUCCUUCCUUGGAGGUUUUCAAGGAGAGCUUGGGUGGCCGUCGGUCAUGGGUGCUUUAGCUGCGAUUCCUGCAUUGCAAGGGGGUUGGAAUAGAUGACCGUUGAAGCUUUCCUUCCAGCUCUACAGUUCUAUGAUUUCAUGACCUGACAUGUGCCAUGCUACAUCUGUUGGCAUACGUUUUGUGAAGCUGGGAAAAGGUUCAGAAAAGGGGCACCCAACGUGAUCAAGGGGUGCAGCGACUCCCCUACCAGGAAAGGAUGCAUCAUUGGGAAUUUCCAAUUUGAGAAAAACAUGUAAGGGAGAGGUAUGUAAAAUGGUGCACGGCACAGAAAAGACCGGAUAAAGCCCUUUCCCCCUCUUAAUUCUAAAAAAACUUGGGGGUGAUCUGAGGAAGCUGAAGGUUGGAGAAAUUGGGACUACAUACAGCCUGCAGUUAAGCUACGAAGGAAGCCGUUGCUUUGAUAACACCAAUGGCACAGAUUCAAUCCCCACACAUUAUCCCUGCAUUGCAGGGGGGUUGGACUAGAUGACCCAUGGAACCCCUUCCAGCUCUGUAAUUCUGUGUUCUAUGUUUUAGAAGGCCGUCGACUUGUGUGGGCUUACGGGGGAUUAGACAGAUUGGUGGAAAAGGAGGGUAGCUAUGUUCUAGCAGGCUCUUCUUAGAGUUCUCUCAUUCUUAUCGAUCUUGGCUUCUUAGGGAGCAAACAAAGCAUGGUGCCUGGUUCAGACGCCAUGGGAAGGUUUGCUUAUCCCAUUCACACCAGGGUAGGAGUGGAAUUGGCGCAAGCGCACGGCAACGCAACUCUGCCGCCACGAUUGCUAAGGCUUCCAAAAGGCUAUCCUGGCCCAACGCGAGCCCAGUAACCCCUCUUAAAGGCAGCGUUCCAUAUGCAGUUGCACACCAUAGAUUUUGUCGCGGACGGGUUGAACUUGAGAGGAGUGGUGGGAGGAUCCAGCUAGGGAACCCCCAAGGGAACCCCCAGGGGAAGUCAGCUCAGAGCCUGGGGAGUAGUUGCGGCACAACAAUGAGUGGUCAGAGGGAGAAGUCUGGGAAGAGGAGGUGUUGGAAACUGAAGAGGUAACAGGCUUUGGUGAGCAGGAAGAGUCCGUGGCAGAGAGCAAUCCAGAAUCGGAGGCAGAAGCAGGGGUGGGCCAAGAGACAGAGGGGAGGCAGGCUGCUGAAGAAGCCAGGGGGUCUUCCCCUCCUGCUGCGACCAGCUCCCCUCUCCCUGUUCUCCCAGAGCCCACAGAGGCGUGAAGAGGGCAGACUAAUUUUGGACUCACAGCUGUCCAUGGAGGCACAGGUCAAAUCUGUGUCCAGGGCAGCUGUUUACCAGCUCCAUCUGGUACGCAGGCUGAUACCCUUCCUCCCCGCGGACUGCCUCGCCAGAGUGGUGCAUGCUCUGGUUAUCUCCCGCUUGGACUACUGCAAUGCGCUCUACGGGGGGCUACCUUUGAAGGUGACCCGGAAACUACAACUAAUCCAGAACGCGGCAGCUAGACUGGGGACUGGGAGUGGCCGCCGAGACCACAUAACACCGGUCCUGAAAGACCUACAUUGGCUCCCAGGACCUUUCUGAGCACAAUUCAAAGUGUUGGUGCUGACCUUUAAAGCCCUAAACGGCCUCAGCCCAGUAUCCCCAAAGGAGUGUCUCCACCCCCAUCGUUCUACCUGGACACUGAGGUCCAGCUCCGAGGGCCUUCUGGCGGUUCCCUCACUGCAAGAGGCCAAGUUACAGGGAACCAGGCAGAGGGCCUUCUCGGUGGUGGCGCCCUCCCAGUGGAACGCCCUCCCACCAGAUGUCAAAGAGAACAACAACUACCAGACUUUCAGAAAACAUCUUAAGGCAGCCCUGUUUAGGGAAGCUUUUAAUGUUUGAUGUAUUACAGUAUUUUAAUGUGGUUUUUUUUGAAAGCCACCCAGAGCGGCUGGGGAAGCCCAGCCAGAUGGGCAGGGUAUAAAUAAAUUAUUAUUAUUAUUAGAGCAGAGACAGACAAGGCGGAGAAGUCUCAGGGUGCUCAGACGAGACUUAGCAGUGGGACGCUGGGGACCUUCAGUCCUCGCAACUGCCCCAUUGUGGGGGUAAGACCUACUGGGAAGACUUGCUGUGCGCAUUAGGUCUGAGCUGUUUUGGUUUCUUUGAACGAAGAGUUAACUGCGCUGGCGCCUUGUGAGUUGUUGCCGAUCGACUCCUGACUCCCGCCUUGGCAGACCCGCCUUGAUAAACCAAAGCUUCAAUCACCGUGGGCUUGUGAGCGGUUGUGGUUAGUUGCUCCCUCGUUCAGAUGCAACAGGAAGCGUAUGUCUGUUGGGCUCAGGUCAGGGGAGGACGAAAGCAAGGAGCGAUUGGGCUCUGGAGGAGCAGGCUGCUCAUUUGCAAGGAGCCACCGUGCAGGAACACGGGAUUACCAUGAUAUGCAAAUCUGCCUCCCCUGUCAUUAUCCGCCAGCGUAAUCGGCAAUGUGCUUACGCCCAGGUGAGACGCAACUGCUCCCCUUUCACAUCAGGAGAAACGCUUGCCUGGCUCUUGGCUCAAUCCCGGCAAAGGGAUCCUCCUGCCAUUUUGAAAAGUCCACUUUUGGUCUAUCGCUUGGACCUUGAGAACGGUACGAGAGGUUGCGCUGCUGGAUGCAACCCCAUGACCUGGGGAAAGAAAUCUCUCUCUCUCUCUCUCUCUCUCUCUCUCUCUCUCUCUCUCUCAUUCAAAAUAGAAAACAGCCUUGGAAGAUUUGUAAUGCAGAAAGAUUGGAGAUCUGAAUCCUGCCCAAAGUGGCAACGCAGUCAGAUGGGCGGAGUACAAAUAAAAAUAAAUAAUUGCAAUGGUUUUGACCUUUGCUGCUUUUUAUUAGAAGUUGUUGUUCUUAUUCGAAUGUCGUUUUUUUCGUGGUAAUCGGAAGUUUUUAGAAAUCGUUUUUAAUGUUGCCCAUUUUAAACAGUUUCAACCCACCCCAGGACCUUGAAGCGAAGGGUGGGAAAUAAAUUGAAAUGGUGAUGGAUUUCAGUAUCUUUAAGAAAACAAACAAAUAAAUUACUUACUCGAUUUUUCAUAUUUUACAAUCACAUAUCCGACGUACAACAUAAAAGACAAGAUUCCAAAGAAUCUCCUGGACUUUCCUCCUCUUUCUGGGUCCUGUUAUUAAAUCAUUUCCUCCUGCAUCUUUAUGAUAAUCCUGAUCUUUAACAUCUCCAUUUUGUCCAAAAUUCACAAGCGUUAUUCCAAUCCCGCUAACGAUUUUAGCUCUUUGCAAUGGUCUUUAAGAUAGAUUAUAAUUAUUUCCCCCCAUUCCUUGUUAAAAUUUUGGUCUUCCUGAUUUCUGAUUCUCCCGGUCAUUUUAGCCCUUUCGGCAUAAUAGAUUUCAGUAUCUUUGCCUAAAGGUCACCUAGGUAUCUCUGUAUAGUUUACUUUCUCUUUCUCCGUACGAACAGGAAGGCAUUCUUCCGGGCAGCCGUGUUUUCUGAGUUUUAUGCAAUGUUGGCAGUGCUUCCAGAGCGAGGUCAUUUCCUUGGGUUUCCCACAGAUGUUCCUUGUAGUUGUUUAACCUGCUUUCGAGCUUUCAGUUUCCCUGUAUCUCCUGCAAGUGUUUGAAUGUGGGGCCGGCCGUUCUUCAGCCUUCCCCUCCCCUUCUUAAAUUAGUAUUACGACCAGGGUUAGGGGCAGCUAAUCGCCAUAUGGCAUCUUAAACCGACUGUAGCUUAGGGUCAGCACAACAGCGCUGUUUCCCCCCUGAGGAGGAGGGAAAUUACAUUUCAUUUCUUUCUAAAUACAGUGGUACCUCGGGUUAAGUACUUAAUUCGUUCCGGAGGUCUGUACUUAACCUGAAACUGUUCUUAACCUGAAGCACCACUUUAGCUAAUGGGGACUCCCGCCGCCAGCCCGCCGCCGGAGCACGAUUUCUGUUCUCAUCCUGAAGCAAAGUUCUUAACCUGAAGCACUAUUUCUGGGUUAGCGGAGUCUGUAACCCGAAGCGUAUGUAACCCGAGGUACCACUGUAUCAGUUACAAGAUCUUCAGGUGAUCAUGAAGAUGGAUAAGAGGCACUUAAGAGAUUGUCUCUUUAGGUCCGAUGCAGAAAGGGAUUUAACCACGGUUGCCUCUACCAAAAGUUCAAUUUCUGUUGUCAUCCUGAAGCAAAGUUCUUAACCCGAGGUAAUAUUUCUGGGUUAGUGGAGUCUGUAACCUGAAGCGUCUGUAACCCGAGGUACCACUGUAUAAAGAAAAUAUCUCAAAAGGCUUCACAACACGUGAAAACAUGCAACAAAACACUCCAGAACAAAACAAGUUCCUGAUCGUUUCGUCGGAUGUUUUCGCGUGUCGCAAACCGCUUUGAGAUUCUUUUCCUUCAUAAUAUAAAGUGGCAUAAAAAUAAAUGAACAACAACGACAACAAAUACAGUGGUACCUCUGUUUUCAAGCGUCUCAGAAGCUGAACAUUUCGUUUUUCGAACGCCGAAAACCCGGAAGUAGUUGCUUCCGUUUUCAAACGCGCCUCGGAAGUCGAAUGGCUUCCGGUGGUUUUUUUUUUCCUUUUUUUCAAUUUUUCCAAUUGAAUUUGCAGCCAGCCCUUUGCACCUCGGUUUUCGAACGUUUCGGAAGUCAAACGGUCUUUGGAAUGGAUUACAUUCGAGAACCGUGGUACCACUUUAGUAAUAAUAAUAAUACAGUGGUACCUCCGGUUGCGGACGGGAUCCAUUUGGAUCCCAAGGUUUCCGCAACCUAAGGACCGCUUCUGCGCGUGCGCGCGGGGCGAAACCUGGUAAAAUACUUCCGGGUUUGCCGUGCGUGCAUCCUGAAGUUUACGUAACCAGAGGGUUACAUAAACGGAGGUACGACUGAUAAUAAUUAAUAAUAAUAAUAGUAAUAGUAAUAAUAAUUUCAUCAGGCAGGGAAAGAAAAAGUCCUUAUACAGUCCGUUGUGACAGCCACAGCCUAGGUUUAUGAUGCUCUUUGGUGAUUAGCUUAUAUAUCAUGAAUUUCCAUCAGUGCCUGACCACCAGUUUUGCUUUUGAACACUAUUCUGCUCACGUACUGAUCUGAGCUUGGACUACUGCAAUGCGCUCUACGUGGGGCUACCUUUGAAGGUGACCUGGAAACUACAACUAAUCCAGAAUGCAGCAGCUAGACUGGGGACUUGGAGCGGCCACCGGGACCACAUAACACCGGUCCUGAAAGACCUACAUUGGCUCCCAGGACGUUUCAAGCACAAUUCAAAGUAUUGGUGUUGACCUUGAAAGCCCUAAAUGGCCUCGGUCCAGUAUACCUGAAGGAGCAUCUCCACCCCCACCGUUCAGCCCAGACACUGAGAUCCAGCGCCGAGGGCCUUCUGGUGGUUCCCUCACUGCGAGAAGCAAAGCUACAGGGAACCAGGCAGAGGGCCUUCUCGGUGGUGGCGCCCGCCCUGUGGAACACCCUCCCAUCAGAUGUCAGAGAGAUAAACAACUACCUGACAUUUAGAAAAUAUCUGAAGGCAGCCCUCUUCGGGGAAGUUUUUAAUGUGUGACAUUUUGAUAUAUUUUUAAUCUUUUUGGAAGUCGCCCAGAGUGGCUGGGAAACUCAGCCAGACGGGCAGGGUAUAAAUAAUAAAUAUUGUUAUUAUUGUUGUUGUUAUUAUUAGCAUUAAGGGUUUGGGUAGAAACCGGGGUCUUGAGUUCCAGUCCUCCUUCUGUUGGGAACCAGGGGAUUCCCACGGCGCAAUCGUGCAAUGCAGUUAUUGUGUUUGGGCAUGCAUUCAGAAGGAUGUCCCCGGCUUCCGUCUGUCCCUGAAUUGACCCCCUAAACUUGGAACUGCCCCAUUGCGAUGUCGGAGCAGGCAAAAAAAGCGAAACCAGGUGUUGCUUGUUAUCUUCCGUACGGAUAUUAAUUCUGUUCUUAACAACGGUUUGCUGCCGGGUGCUCAGAAUGCCUCACACAUACUAAAAACCUGCAUCAUGCGGCCGGUCGAAAAGGGAUCUCCUGGGCUCCUUGCCGUCGUGUGUCGGAAGACUUGAUUUCUUGCCGCUUGAGAUCCAAAGUGCAAAAUGUUUCUUUCGCGACGUUUUUUCGAAAGCGAGCAGGCCCAGCGGAAAUAGAUCACUCUUGUAUUUUCUUGGAAGUCGAGGUACCGUAUUUUUCGCUCUAUAAGACACACCAGACCACAAGACGCACCUAAUUAUUGGAGGAGGAAAACAAGAAAAAAAAUAUUCUGAAUCCCAGAAGCCAGAACAGCAAGAGGGAUCGCUGCGCAGUGAAAGCAGCGAUCCCUCUUGCUGUUCUGGCUUCUGGGAUAGCUGCGCAGCCUGCAUUCGCUCCAUAAGACGCACACACAUUUCCCCUUACUUUUUAGGAGGGAAAAAGUGAGUCUUAUAGAGCAAAAAAUCCGGUAAUAGAAUUGUUGUGGUGGUGGUUGUGGUUUCCCCCAGAAAGCAUCUGAAUUGUCACUUCAGGUGACAAGAGAUUUGCCCUAAAUGGGGCCUAGGUCGUCUAAAAGAAGCAGGGAUUAUUGAUUAUUAUGUAUUUAUUGCAUUUCGUAGAAUUGUAGAGUUGGAAAACCUAUUCUUGUCACAGUUUGGAAGAGGUAUUCCCUCUUGGUCAGGGGGUACCUCUUCUUACAUCGUGGCUAGGGGAAAACCUAUUGCCCUCCAGAGCAGGUCAGCAGGCCCAAUGGUCAGAGACGCUUUGGAAUCCGGAGGGCUGCAAGGGAGAGGCUUGUUAUGUUCCACCCCGAAGAUGUGGGCGCUCACCUUGGGCUUGCAGGGACAGGUAAUUCUCCCCCUUUCCCCCUUCCACCCCCUGGCUGUCACUUCGUGCCUAGACAAGAAGGAGGCGGCAUAUUCUCUCUUCCCCCUCCUUCCUUUCGUCAGCUGUACUUCCCGAUCUCGUUUUGCAGGAAGACUGGGGAGGAGGGGAGACAGGGCUCCUAAUAAUAGGGCAGAGUUCCUAGGAAUUUCUUGCGUCCUCACUUCCUCCUCGGUUGCAUAUUUUACACUUUGCAGGGAGCCAGCAGCAAGCUAAGAAAUCCCUUCUGCCCAUCCACACACGCGCAAGACAGACGCCGGGAAUCAUUGCAAAUUGCAAAUUCCUCUCUUUCCAUCGGCAAGCUUUAACCCCUCCCUUCCUUUCUUAAAAAAAAAAAAAAAUUAAAUCUGAUUUUUUAAUUACUAUUUAAAUUGGGUUUUUAAAACAAAAUGCUUUUGGAUCAAAAGAUGGUUUUCUGUUGAAGUUACGUUAUAGUCCAAAGGCUAUUCAUCAGGAGAUAAGAAUUAGUUUUAAGUUUUUCAUGUGUGCUAAAACUCAGUAUAUAUAUGGUCUGUGUGUGUGGUUUGGGAGCUGCACGGUCAGGGGAAAAAACAAUGCUGUCUAGGGUUGUAAAGACUGCGGAGAGAAUAGUUGGGUGCACUCUUCCCACCUUGGAUCAAAUCUACGCUUCCAGGUGCCAUAAGAAAGCUGCAGAGAUAGCGCAGGAUAGUGCGCACCCCGGAAAUGAUCUCUUUCAGCUUCUGCCUUCUGGAAGAAGGUACAGGGUUAUAAAGACUAGGACUAGCCGCCUGAGAAACAGUUUCUAUCCAAAUGCGAUUUUUGUUUUAAACACAGUCUCUAGGGGACGUGGGUGGUGCUGUAGGUUAAACCAUAGAGCCCAGGACUUGCCGAUCAGAAGGUUGGCGGUUCAAAUCCCUGCAACGGGGUGAGCUCCCAUUGCUCGGUCCCUGCUCCUGCCAACCUAGCAGUUCAAAAGCAAGUCAAAGUGCAAGUAGAUAAAUAGGUACCGCUCCGGCGGGAAGGUAAAUGGCGUUUCCGUGCGCUGCUCUGGUUCGCCAGAAGCAGCUUAGUCCUGCUGGCCACAUGACCUGGAAGCUGUACGCUGGCUCCCUCGGCCAAUAAAGAGAGAUGAGCGCCACAACCCCAGAGUCGGCCACGACUGGACCUAAUGGUCAGGGGUCCCUUUACCAUGUGUGUGUGUGUGUGUGUGUGUGUGUGUACACACACACACACACAGAGAGAGAGGGGGGGGGCAUAAUUGUUUGACCACAUCAGUUAACAAACAUGGAUACAUAUGCUACAAUGUUACUGUUUUAGUUAAAUAAAUUGUUAUUAAGGAAAUGACUAUUUUUCUCUUUCCAAUAAAGUACAGCAGAAAAGUUGUCGAAAUAUAAACAGUCAACUUAUUAAACCUCACCAUAAUUUCAUAAUUAUCUGUCUGUGUAUUUCUAAUAGUAUAACCAAAUCAGUACUUUUUGAUAUAACUGUAAAAACGACUCUGAAAAUUUAAGGUUCCAAAAACAAAACCUCCAUCUUGUUGUAAAUAUUAAGGUUAUACCAGCAAGAACGAGUCUUUCUGAAAAAAGAAAAAGAAAAAGAUUUAAAUCAAGUCUUACUGACUAGUGAUUUAAACCAUGAUUUAAAUCGAUUUGUUUUAAAUCAAAUCCUCCCUGGUUCCGGCGCCUCUCAGGUGGUCACUGUCUAGAAAAAUAGCACUGAUGCCUUGCAUAAUUUUAUUCACCUCCAUCUUCCCCCUUACUCACCUUUUCUCUAAACUGACCCCCCCUCCCAAAAUACUGCAUCCUUUUUUUCAUAGGGGAGUCGCUGCGACCCCUUUGAUCUGGCCUGUUCCAUCAACCUUUUCGAACUCCUUUCAGGACCGAGGCGACCAGAACCCCACGCAGAAUUCCGAGAGCAUAUCGGGUGUUGCACAAAUCUCUGGAUUUUGAGGAUUUGCCAGAGGAAAGGGGAUCGUAGAUGUUUGGGUUUUUGUUUUGGAGCAACCUGCGAAGGAGGAGAGAUUGUGGUUUAGUUAGGACCGCGUUCUGCGUUCCUUCCGCCCAGGCGACGUGUAGGAGGAGAUUUAAAGUUUGCUUAUUCCCUUCUGUGCCCAGGAGAGCGGGAACGAAAUGAAAUAUAAAAAAAAACCCCAGCCCACCUUUUGAGAUCCACACCGCAGCCAAGUUCUUUAGCGGCAGUAGAAAUUUACUGUAUUGUUUUCUUCUUGCAAUUUUCCUAAGGAGCGGGUUAAAACUGGAGCUUUUGAAUGCUUUUGUGUGUGUUAUUGUGGUGAGAGAUGCUUGCAGGUUCUCCAAAGGUGACUGGAGUCCAGUUUUUGGAGUCAAAAACUGCUCUUUGGCAUUCGAGCACAGUUAUGCCACUUUUAACAGCAAUGUUGUUGUCGUUUAGUCGUGUCCGCCUCUUCGUGACCCCCUGGACCAGAGCACGCCAGGCCCUCCUGUCUUCCACUGCCUCCCGCAGUUUGGUCAAACUCAUGCUGGUAGCUUCGAGAACACUGUCCCACCAUCUCGUCCUCUGUCGUCCCCUUCUCCUUGUGCCCUCCAUCUUCCCCAACAUCAGGGUCUUUUCCGGGGAGUCUUCUCUUCUCACGAGGUGGCCAAAGUCUUGGAGCCUCAGCUUCAGGAUCUGUCCUUCCAGUGAGCACUCAGGGCUGAUUUCCUUCAGAAUGGAGAGGUUUGUUCUUCUUGCAGUCCAUGGGACUCUCAAGAGUCUCCUCCAGCACCAGAAUUCAAAAGCAUCCAUUCUUCGGCGAUCAGCCUUCUUGAUGGUCCAGCUCUCACUUCCGUACAUCACUACUGGGAAAACCAUAGCUUUAACUAUACGGACCUUUGUCAGCAAGGUGAUGUCUCUGCUUUUUAAGAUGAUGUCUAGUUAGAAGAAUGGAAUUGUGGAGUUGGACGGGGACCUCCAGCGGUCAUCUAGUCCAACCCCCUUCAAUGCAGGAAUCGCAAGAAUCACAGCCUGUUCCCCCCAUAGUUUUUAAAGGAUGCUGAGAGUCAUUAGGAGAUGCCCCAUUUCCCCUCACAGAGCUGAAUCUCCCCUCUUCCUGGGCGCUUCUAAAAACCCUCAUUUCCUUUUGCAAUACCCGGAUAAGAUGAGCCUCUUGACCAUGGGUAGGCAAACUAAGGCCCGGGGGCCGGAUCCAUCCCAAUCGCCUUCUAAAUCCAGCCCACGGACAGUCCGGGAAUCAGCGUGAUUUUAGAAUGUGUCCUUUUAUUUCAAAUGCAUCUCUGGGUUAUUUGUGGGGCAAAGGAAUUUGUUAUAUAUAUUUUUUUCCAAAAUAUAGUCCGGCCCCCCACAAAGUCUGAGGGACAGUGGACCGACCCCCUGUUGAAAAAGUUUGAUUGACCAAAUACAGUGGUACCUCGGGUUAAGUACUUAAUUCGUUCCAGAGGUCCGUACUUAACCUGAAACUGUUCUUAACCUGAAGCACCACUUUAGCUAAUGGGGCCUCCCGCUGCCACUGCACCGCCGGAGCACAAUUUCUGUUCUCAUCCUGAAGCAAAGUUCUUAACCUGAAGCACUAUUUCUGGGUUAGCGGAGUCUGUAACCCGAAGCGUAUGUAACCCGAGGUCCCACUGUAUCAGUUACGAGAUCUUCAGGUGAUCAUGAAGAUGGAUAAGAGGCACUUGAGAGAUUGUCUCUUUAGGUCCGAUGCAGAAAGGGGUUUAACCACGGUUGCCUCUGCCAAACGUUCACAAUGGUUCUCAAUUAUUGCAAUGCCCGCUAUAUAUAGAACCAAGAGGCCGAUUUAUAAAAGCCCUGCUCACGAAUGGAACACACUCGGACAGGGCGGAAAGGGUGAAAUGGCGGCUGAGUUAUACCGAUGACUUCGUAACUUAUAAAACAGCACUAUAUGGGUUGGCAGGGGACGCGGGUGGCGCUGUGGGUUAAACCACAGAGCCUAGGGCUUGCCGAUCAGAAGGUUGGCAGUUCGAAUCCCCGCAAUGACGGGGUGAGCUCCCGUUGCUCGGUCCUUGCUCCUGCCAACCUAGCAGUUCAAAAGCACGUCAAAGUGCAAGUAGAUAAAUAGGUACCACUCCGGAGGGAAGGUAAACGGCAUUUCCGUGCGCUGCUCUGGUUCACCAGAAGCGGCUUAGUUAGUCCUGCUGGCCACAUGACCCGGAAGCUGUACGCCGGUUUCCUCGGCCAGUAAAGCGAGAUGAGCACCGCAACCCCCGAGUUGGCCAUGACUGGACCUAACGGUCAGGGGUCCCUUUACCUUUAUAUGCAUUGGCAGCUAAGAAGAUCACACGAAAAGAACUAGAUAAAAUUGCGGUCAAUUGCAAAGGUGAUUCGGACAUUUAAGCCAGCACAUUCUACCUGAGAACCCCUUGCUAUUCUAUCGUGUGCAACAAAUAAUUUUUAGGAGAUGUGAUCGUGGCUCACUGUAUCUGCAGCUCCUGAUUUUUUUGUGGUUUUCAUGGUUAUUGUUGCUUUUUUCUUUGUUCCCUUUGUGAAUGAUGCCGUAGCCUUUGACUAGUGCAAUAAAGUUGAUGGUGAUGAUAUGCCCCGCGGAGGACCUUAAGGGCCACAAAUGACAAUAUUUUGGAGGUCCCAGGUCUCAAGGUGGUUAGACUGGUCUCAACUAGGGGCAGGGCCUUUUCAGUACUGGCCCCGACUUGGUGGAACACUCUGUCACAAGAGACUAGGGCCCUGCGGGACUUGACAUCUUUCCGCAGGGCCUGCAAGACAGAGCUGUGCCGCCUGGGCUUUGGUUUGGACUCAGUCUGACCCUUCUGUUUCCCUCCCCUUAUGGUCUUGAUUUAUCGGCUACUUUUAAAAUGAGGCUGCAUUUUAAAUUGCCUUUUAACCUGUAUUUUAAAAUGUUUUUUUCCCUUUCUUUUCCCCCUAUUAUGUUUUUACUGUGAUUUUAUUGAUGUUAGCUUCUCUGAGCCCGGCUCUAGCCAGGGAGGGCAGGGUAUAAAUAAAAUUGACGACGAUGAUGAUAAGAUGAGCGAUGAAUCAGCCCUGCGACCUUUACGUCAGGGCUUGCUUAGUCUUGCGCCAUGUUACAGCUCAAGGAGUUUCUCUGAGCGCAAGCAGAGUGCUGGUUCUUUCUUCAGUAGACUGUUCAUACAUUUGCGGUGAGAGCUCUGGCCGUCAUGGGUUGUAUCCAAGGCUGCACUAAACAGCGUUGUUCCAUAAGUGCAACCUCCCACCAGUGUGCGCCCAAAAUCUGCUCAGGGUCGAGCGCUCCCCAGCUCCCUGUUGCAAGUUUGGGGCAGUGUUUGAAAUUAGCCAGGCGCCAGGCGCAUUUUGCACCUGGCUAUCUGACUGCUGCAUGGUGACAGCAGUCACGAAAUUAAAAGACGCCUGCUCCUUGGGAGAAAGGCGAUGGCAAACCUAGACAGCAUCUUAAAAAGUAGAGACAUCACCUUGCCAACAAAGGUCCGUAUAGUAAAAGCUAUGGUUUUCCCAGUAGUGAUGUAUGGAAGUGAGAGCUGGACCAUAAAGAAGGCUGAUCUCCAAAGAAUGGAUGCUUUUGAAUUCUGGUGCUGGAGGAGACUCUUGAGAGUCCCACGGACUGCAAGAAGAUCAAACCUCUCCAUUCUGAAGGAAAUCAGCCCUGAGUGCUCACUGGAAGGACAGAUCCUGAAGCUGAGGCUCCAAGACUUUGGCCACCUCAGGAGAAGAGAAGACUCUUUGGAAAAGACCCUGAUGUUGGGAAAGAUGGAGGGAACAAGGAGAAGGGGACGACGGACGAUGAGAUGGUUGGACAGUGAUCUCGAAGCUACAAACAUGAGUCUGACCAAACUGCGGGAGGCAGUGGAAAACAGGAGUGCCUGGUGUUCUCUGGUCCAGGGGGUCACAAAGAGGCGGACACGACAAAACAACUAAACAACAAUCGGCCACUUGCGACCAAGUGCCUGGGUCCCACGACUGUGCCCGAUUUCUCCAUCUGGAAAUCCUUGUAUCUGGACCAGGGACCAGCAAACCUUUUCAGCAGGGGGCCGGUCUACCGUCCCUCAGACCUUGUGGGGGGCCGGACUAUAUUUUUUGGGGGGGGGGGACGAACGAAUUCCUAUGCCCCACAAAUCACCCAAAGAUGCAGUUUAAAUAAAAGCACACAUUCUACUCACGUAAAAACACCAGGCAGGCUCCACAAAAAACACGCUGAUCCGCAGGCCGGAUUUAGAAGGCGAUUGGGCCGGAUCCGUGCCUACCCAUGAUCUGGACUGUCUUCUCACGCUAGCAACACACCCAGUAGAAUUCUAUCUUGUUAUGUUUUUAUCUACAUGAUGAAUUUCAGGAGCCAAAAUUCCUUUUCCGUGCAGAAGACCCAAAAUUAAAACAUUUUAAAACAAUAGUGAGAUGUUGGGGGGAGAGUUUUAAUUCUUUUAAUGUUUAAUAGUUGUUGGGUUUUUUUGUGGAUUUUUACUUUGGUUUUUAGCUGCUCUUAUUUGGUCUGUAAGCCCCGCUGAGUCCCUGUCGGGGGAUGAAGGCAGGAUAUGAAUAAAUAUACGGGCGCUUUGUAGCUGAGGUUCCUCCAUUGCAGGGGGUUGGACUGUAUAACCCGUGGGGUUCCCUUCCAACUCUACAAUUCUAUGAUAUAAUAAUAGUAAAAAUAGCAGCAAGUACCAACUGUAGAGGGACGCGGGUGGCGCUGUGGGUUAAACCACAGAGCCUAGGACUUGCCGAUCAUAAGGUCGGCGGUUCGAAUCCCCGCGAUGGGAUGAGCUCCCGUUGCUUGGUCCCAGCUCCUGCCAACCUAGCAGUUCAAAAGCACGUCAAAGUGCAAGUAGCAAAGGCCAUAGCACAGAAGUAGAGCAUCUCUGCCUUGCAUGCAGAAGGUCCAGGGUUCAGAUGUCCUUUUUAUUUAAAAUGCAUCUCUGGGGUAUUUGUGGGGCACAGAAAUUCAUUCUUUUUUUUUUCCUUCCCAAAAUAUAGUCUGGCCCCCCACAAGGUCUGAGGGACAGUGAACUGGCCCCCUGCUGAAAAAAUUUGCUGACCCCUGGUCCAGAUACAAGGAUUUCCAGAUGGAGAAAUCAGGCACAGUCGUGUCUAGCUCAGUGAACUUUGAACAAGGUGGCGCUGUGGGUUAAACCACAGAGCCUAGGGCUUGCCGAUCAGAAGGUUGGCAGUUCGAAUCCCCGCAAUGACGGGGUGAGCUCCCGUUGCUCGGUCUCUGCUCCUGCCAACCUAGCAGUUCGAAAGCACACCGGUGCAAGUAGAUAAAUAGGUACCUCUCCGGCGGGAAGGUAAACGGCAUUUCCGUGCACUGCUCUGGUUCGCCAGAAGCGGCUUAGUCAUGCUGGACACAUGACCCGGAAGCUGAACGCCGGCUCCCUCGGCCAAUAAGGCGAGAUGAGCGCCGCAACCCCAGAGUCGUUUGCGACUGGACCUAACGGUCAGGGGACCCUUUACCUUUACCAGUGAACUUUGUUCAUUCCAAGCCCAGGACUGGGCACCAAAUCAAGUUGGGACAGGGGGACCUGAGUUCAGGAAGGAAGCCCAAGCUUGGGUACCUGGAAGUUGUGUUUCUGAAGGGCUUUGAGCGCAGUCCCCUGGUGUCACAGAGGAGAGACCUGGCAAGGACUCCCUUUGGUGGCGCAACCUGUUCUAAGUCAGCCUCCCGUUGCAACAUCCCAUUGCGACUUGCCCUACUUCUGAAACGUCGGCCGAGAAAGGCUGCUUGCGUUUCUGGCUCGGGGAACGUGGCGCCUCGUCCUGAUUGCCCUAUAUAACUGGAAAAGCAUGCUCUGCCGGAUUUCCUUCAGAGCUCUGCCCUGCCUGCUUUCUGCGUUGGCUGAUGUGCCUCCAAUGUGGCCUUCUGCGCUGAGGACUUGCCCCACCGGUUCGGGGAACACCUGCAGUUGCUCGGCUAGGUAGAGCCUAGCCGGUCUGGGCUUGGCGAGCGUUUGGGCAGAGAGCCCAUUUGGCUCCCGUUCUGGAGCUCUUGGGACCAUGUGGCUGGACAGGGAUCUCUGUCGUCGUCCAAUAUGGCCCCCGGCUGGGCGCAUGGUCUACAGCAUCCAUGGCAGGUGGCUUAAGUACCGUAUUUUUCGCUCUAUAAGACGCACCGGACCACAAGACGUACCUCGUUUUUGGAGGAGGAAAACAAGAAAAAAAACCAUUCUGAAUCUCAGAAGCCAGAACAGCAAGAGGGAUCGCUGCGCAGUGAAAGCAGCAAUCCCUCUUGCUGUUCUGGCUUCUGGGAUAGCUGCGCAGCCUGCAUUCGCUCCAUAAGACGCACACACAUUUCCCCUUACUUUUUAGGAAGGAAAAAGUGAGUCUUAUAGAGCAAAAAAUACGGUACCUCCAGCAAAAAAGGAGCCCAGCACCACCUUGAGGCAGCCUGAACAGCCGUGGCAAGUUUCUCCUGGCGUUUAGCUGAAAUCUGUUCCCCUCCCGUCUUCUGUGCGUCUUCUGUCUUGAGAUAAUUGGAAGAAUUUGUCAUAUUCUCUAGUCUUAACCUCCAUCGUUCUGCCCGGACACUGAGGUCCAGCACCGAGGGCCUUCUGGCGGUUCCCUCGCUACGAGAAGCCAAGUUACAGGGAACCAGGCAGAGGGCCUUCUCGGUGGUGGCACCCACCCUCCCACCAGAUGUCAAAGAGAAAAAUAACUACCAAACUUUAGAAGACCCCUGAAGGCAGCCCUGUUCAGGGAAGCUUUUAAUGUUUAAUAGGUUAUUGUAUUUUAGUGUUUUGUUGGAAGCCGCCCAGAGUGGCUGGGGAAACCCAGCCAGAUGGGCGGGGUAUAAAUAAUAAAUUAUUAUUAUUAGUAGUAGUAGUAGUAGUAAUAGUAGUAGUAGUAGUAUUACAGGCACCAUGCGUGUAAGUGAAAUUACUUAUACCAGAAACACCUUUGAAAAAGGCUUGCAGACACCCUCUAAAAACUAUCCGAAACCCCUUUAGAGAACCCAACGCCCACCAAGCGCCACCACAGCUGCUCCCUCCAGACUUUGCUCAGACUCCAGCUCUCCAAAACCCGGCUCCUGGGAUUGCGCUUGCAAAGGCCUGUGGGAUUUUGUGCCAUUUCUGCUGUUGCCAUGCUUUCCCAACAUCAGGGUCUUUUCCAGGGAGUCUUCUCUUCUCCUGAGGUGGCCAAAGUCUUGGAGCCUCAGCUUCAGGAUCUGUCCUUCCAGUGAGCACUCAGGGCUAAUUUCCUUCAGAAUGGAUAAUCGGUUUGAUCUUCUUGCAGUCCAUGGGACUCUCCAGAGUCUCCUCCAGCACCAGAAUCCAAAAGCAUCCAUUCUUUGGCGAUCAGCCUUCUUUAUGGGUUGGGGGUGUCUAAACAGGGGAACAAGUUGCUCAAAUGGAAGCAUUAUUCCUUUCCCCUACUUUCAGUUAAUUAGAAUUAAUAAUACAUAUGUAUUUAAGGAUAUAUCUUUACACGUGUCGUGUAAAAUAUGCACGCACAAGCGUGUGUGUGUGUGUAAUCACAUAAAUGAAAGUUUUUGUCCCUAGCUAGGAUUAGAGUUUAGUGGGACGCAGGUGGUGCUGUGGGUAAAACCUCAGCGCCUAGGACUUGUCGAUCGCAUGGUCGGCGGUUCGAAUCCCCACGGCGGGUUGCGCUCCCGUCGUUCCGUCCCAGCGCCUGCCAACCUAGCAGUUCGAAAGCACCCCCGGGUGCAAGUAGAUAAAUAGGGAUUGCUUACCAGCGGGAAGGUAAACGGCGUUGCGUGUGCUGCGCUGGCUCGCCAGAUGCAGCUUGUCACGCUGGCCACGUGACCCGGAAGUGUCUGCGGACAGCGCUGGCUCCCGGCCUAUAGAGUGAGAUGAGCACACAACCCUAGAGUCUGGCAAGACUGGCCCAUACGGGCAGGGGUACCUUUACCUUUAUCUUAGGAUUAGGGUUACCUCCAUCUAGGGCUAGGAGAAACCCAUCUAACCGACAUGGACUCACCGGGAUUUCAGUCGUGACAGUCCUGAGCUAGGUGAACAAAUCUGAAGGGGGCAUUUUCCUAUGCUAUAUAUCCCUAAUACAGUGGUGCCUCGCAAGACAAAAUUAAUCCGUUCCGCGAGUGUCUUCGUCUAGCGGUUUUUUCGUCUUGCGAAGCAACCCUAUUAGCGGCUUAACGGAUUAGCGCUAUUAGCGGUUUAGCGGCUAUUAAAGGCUUAUCGGAUUAGCUGCUAAAAGGCUAUUAAAGGCUUAGCGGCUUAGAUAAAGGGGGGGGAAAGCGGAAAAAAAAAUCUCAAGACUCGCAAGACAUUUUGGUCUUGCGAAGCAAGCCCAUAGGGAAAUUCGUCCUGCGAAGCAACUCAAAAACGGAAAACCCUUUCGUCUAGCGGGUUUUCCGUCUUGCGAGGCAUUCGUCUUGCGGCGCACCACUGUACAAUGGUACCUCUGGUUGCGAACAGGAUCCGUUCCGGGGGCCCGUUCGCAACACGAAAAGCCCACAACCUGAAGUGCCAUAUCUGCGCAGGUGCGCGGCGUGAUUUGGCGCUUAUGCGCAAAGCACAAUUUCGCACUUGUGCGCAUGCUCGAGCUGCGAAACCCGGAAGUAACCCUUUCCAGUACUUCCAGGUCGCCGCGGGACGCAGCCUGAAAAAAACAUAACAUGAAGCAAACGUAACACGAGGUAUGACUGUAAUACAUAAGGAUCGAUUUUUUUCUUGCACAUUGUCAUUCCGGUAACAAGAGUAAACAAGCUCUUGUUUUUCUCAGCAAAUUUUUCCUCCCCAUCCACCUUGCCAAUACGCCUGUGGUCGGCUGAAUCCUGCAAACUGUUCCCCACACCUUAGGAAGCCGUGCGUCUACAGAAGGUGUUUUUUGGGAUUUCUUCCAAUUUCGACGGAUUAGCGUUCUAGCCGUCCCACUGCAUUUCUGCGCUGGGUGUGGAAGAAUGAGGCACGUGGUCUCUGCCGGGAAACGGGGUGGGGGCGGACUGCGACGCCUGCUUGUCAGCUAGGCCCCUCGACUCUUUGGGAUCUUUUGCUACGUAUAGCUGGGAAUGGGGGAGAAACCAGAUUCGGCUUGCGUUUCAAAAGGCAAACCUUUCUGGAGCAAUUCGCAAGCCGAAAUGCAACCGCCUUCCAAAAUUCACCGGAAUUUUGCAAGGUGCAAUUCUCGAACGGGGGGGGGGGGGGGAGGCGACGCUCUGGGCGCAGAGUAAUGUUCACAUUAGCAAAAACCACAAGCACAUUUUAUCGGGGGACGUUGCAGAAAUGCAUAGUGGCGAUGUGUGUGUACAGGAGAAAUUUGCGCAGAAAUGUGGGUGGAUUUUCACAAGGUCUUUUAUUUUAUUUUUCAAAAAGUUUUAUUAAUUUUCCAGAAUUUUUUUUUUAAGACAAACAAACAAAUACACAAACAGACAUAAAUCUCAACCGUAUUUAAACCAAACUUAGUAACCUUGUUAAGUGACUUCCUCGUAUCCCCCUGGUUGAAUUUCAGUGUACAUCAUUUUAACGGUUUUCCAAAACCUAAAUUCUUAUAAAGUUAACUUAAACACUUAACAUCUUUCUUUCUUUCCAAUUCAGCAUUAAACAUGUUAAUUCAUCUCAUUACAUAUCUAAAUCCUAGGCCUAUCUGGUAUUUUCAAGCUUUUCCAAGUAAAUUAAUUUAACAUAUUUAACUAAAUAAUCUUUAAAUUUCGUCCAUUCUUCCUGGUAAUCCUCCUCCUUUUGGUCACAGACUCUUCCGGUUAGGUUGGCCAGCUACGAAAAAUCCAUCAUCUUCAUCUGCCAAUCUUCCACUGUUGGUAUUUCUUGUGUUUUCCGUUUCUUAGCUAAUAAAAUUCGAGCAGCAGUUGUGGCAUACAAAAAUAAUUUAACAUCUUUCUUGGGCAGUUCCAAACCUAUUAUUCCAUGAAGAAAGGCCUCUGGUUUCUUUCACGGGGUCUUUAAAAAAAAAAACCAAAAAAAAAAAAAACCAAUUCGCAAACAGAUGUGGAAAGGUAAAAAUUGCCUCUCCUUCCCUCCCUCUUAGCUAUCAGAUCCACCUGCUCUUUUAAAAGCGAGGCCAGCUUAGAGUCUCGCAACGCGCAAGAGACAGAGAAAGAGAGAGACUUUUUCACACGGCCACAAAAGGUAGUGAUCAGCACCAGUCUGGAUGGCGUUAAAAGGGAAAUAGAGGCAGAGGCCAUCGGUGGUACCUCGGGUUAAGAACUUAAUUCGUUCUGGAGGUCCGUUCUUAACCCGAAACUGUUCUUAACCUGAGGUACCACUUAGCUAAUGGGGCCUCCUGCUGCCACGCGAUUUCUGUUCACAUUCUUAACCUAAGGUUCUAUUUCUGGGUUAGCGGAGUUUGUAACCUGAAGCGUCUGUAACCCGAGGUACCACUGUGUUUAUUUAUUUGUUAAUUGAUUUCCACACACAUUUGAAGGCAAUGUACAGAACGCAAUAAACACAGUUCAAACCAGUUCAAAUCCGUGCAGGAAGCACGUUCGCAACCUGCAGCGCCGUGUCUGCGCAUGCGCAGGUCGUGCUUCUGUGCAUGUGCAAAGCGUGAUUUAGCACUUAUGCUCAAGCACCAAAACCCAGAAAUAACCCGUUCUGGUAUUUCCGGGUUUGGCGCGGUGCGCAACCCGAAAUUGCGCAACCCAAAGCGACUGUAACCCGAGGUAUGACUGUACAGAUAUCAGCAGUAUUGGGAGGGACUGGACAUCCAGUGUCAAAUAAACACUCUUUGUCUUCUUAGUCGCCUUCCUCUGCACACAUUCCGGCUUGUCAAUAUCCUUCUUAACAGUUAAAGGUAAAGGGACCUCUGACCAUUAGGUCCAGUCGUGACCGACUCUGGGGUUGCGGUGCUCAUCUCGCUUUAUUGGCCGGGUCAUGUGGCCAUCAUGACUAAGCCGCUUCUGGUGAACCAGAUCAAUGCAUGGAAUCGCCGUUUACCUUUCCGCCAGAGCGGUACCUAUUUAUCUACUUGCACUGGUGUGCUUUCAAACUGCUAGGUGGGCAGGAGCAGGGACCGAGCAACGGGAGCUCACCCCGUUGCGGGGAUUUGAACUGCCGACCUUCUGAUCAGCAAGUCCUAGGCUCUGUGGUUUAACCCACAGCGCCACCCGCGUCCCUUCCUUAAUGGUAAGAGAAUGAUAUUGAAGAUGAACUUAGAAAGGCUUCACAAAGUUCUGCCUCGCCCCCCCAAAUGAACUUGGUUUCAUGUUCAUUUCACCCAGCCGUUCUGGAGAAGACGAGAACAAGAGUAGAUAGGAUAGCUGUCUUCCAAUAUCUCAAGAGCUGCCGCAUCGAGUUUGUUUUCUCCUGCUCCAGGGGGUGGGACUUGAACCCAGGACUUUCUGACUGUGUUAGGCAGUGGAACAGGCUCCCUCAAGAGGUUGUGGACUCUCCUUUGUCGGAGGUGUUUAAGCAGAAGCCACCUGUCGUGGGUGCUUUAGUUGAGCUUUCCUGCAUUGCAGGGGGUUAGACUAGAUAACUCCAGGGGUCCCUUCCAAGUCUACAAUUCUAUGGUUCUAGUUCGGCGAGCAUCGUUUGACCCAACUUGGUCGUUCCAAGCCCUGGGUAAAAACAUGCACAGGAUUAAGACAUAUUAAUGUCUUAAUCCUGUGCAUGUUUUUAGGAACGGCUAAGGGAGCUGGGCAUGUUUAGCCUGGAGAAGGGGAGGUUAAGGGGUGAAGCCAUGUUCAAAUAGAUAAAAGGAUGUCACAUAGAGGAGGGAGAAAGGUUGUUUUCUGCUGCUCCAGAGAAGCGGACACGGAGCAAUGGAUCCAAACUACAAGAAAGAAGAUUCCACCUAAACAUUAGGAAGAACUUCCUGACAGUAAGAGCUGUUCGACAGUGGAAUUUGCUGCCAAGGAGUGUGGUGGAGUCUCCUUCUUUGGAGGUCUUUAAGCAGAGGCUUGACAACCAUAUGUCAGGAGUGCUCUGAUGGUGUUUCCUGCUUGGCAGGGGGUUGGACUCGGUGGCUCUUGUGGUCUCUUCCAACUCUAUGAUUCUAUGAUUCUAUUCUAUGAUUCUAAGACCUUGGAACAGCGAUGGGUUUUGUUUGUUUUUGCUCACCUGAAAUCCUUGGUUUUCCACCCAAAGUAUUAGCUGUGGGUUUGACCAGGUGGACGGGAGUCGAGACGGUCUUUUCACCAUCAUCACCAUCCUGUUACAGCAACCUCCUUUCCCCCCGUAUAAUAUUCUUUAUUGAUUUUCAUUUGCACACUCCACAUACACAUACAUUUCACAUUUAAACCUGCUUCCCAGAGCCGACUUCCUUCCUUCCCUCUCGUGGCCUUUUAGAUCACAUCUAACUUGUUCUCAUGGUCUUCAUCCGUUUUGUAUAUUAUUGUUGUUCUUUCAUAUUUGUCCAUAGUGUGUCUGUAGUCAAUAAAUCCUCCUGUAUGUACAAUUUUUAUUGUCUGUCUGUAUUUAUUUACAACUACCCUUGGUUGGGACGCGGGUGGCGCUGUGGGUUAAACCACAGAGCCUAGGACUUGCUGAUCAGAAGGUCGGCAGUUCGAAUCCCCGCGACGAUGGGGUGAGCUCCCGUUGCUCGGUCCCUGCUCCUGCCCACCUAGCAGUUCGAAAGCACGCCAAAGUCCAAGUAGAUAAAGAGGUACCACUCCGGCGGGAAGGUAAACGGUGUUUCCGUGCGCUGCUCUGGUUCGCCAGAAGUGGCUCAGUCCUGCUGGCCACAUGACCCGGAAGCUGUACACUGGCUCCCUCGGCCAAUAAAGCGAGAUGAGCACCGCAACCCCAGAGUCAUCCGUGACUGGACCUAAUGGUCAGGGGUCCCUUUACCUUUACUUACCAUUGGUUACAUUAAUCACAUUGUACAUUUUACUUUUUAUUAUUUUCUUUAUCCAGAAAUUUUCAUUGUAUUUCACAUUAUGAGGUUUCACGGUUUCACCUUACCCUUCCUGUGGAUGACAUAAAUUUCCCCCAUUCUUUUUGAAAUGUUUCAUCGCCCCGUUGUCGAAUUUCCCCCGUUAAUCUAGCUAUUUCUGCAUAUUCCAUUACCUUCUGUCGCCGUUCUUCUACUGUUGGUACUUGCUGCGGUUUCCAAACCUUGGCAAACCCCCUUUCAGAGCACCUGGGUCCAAAUACUGGGACAGGAUUUUGACGACGCCCUUCGUGGGCCUGUGUAAUCCCGGUUAGCUUCAGCAUGGUGCGGGAAAACCAUCCAGCAAGCACAUUCCUCGCCGAACGGACGUGCUUGCAUUUCGCGAGGGAACAGAGAGUACCGUAUUUUUCGCUCUAUAACACGCACCAGACCAUAACACGCACAUAGUUUUUAGAGGAAAACAAGAAAAAAAAAUAUUCUAAACGAAAUAGUGGAUAUAUGAUUUUUGUGGUUCAUGCUGUGGCCACAGACAUGUGAUCUGACAGUGCGUUUGGAGUAGCCCAAUGCAAAAAUCCUGUGGAUCCAUGCAUUGUAACCACGGAGGACGGAAGGAAGGGGAACCAUGGAUCCUCUGCUCACGACUGCAGCAGAUCCCCCCCGCCACCCGCAGGCAUUUGCUCCAUAACACGCACAGACAUUUCCCCUUACUUUCUAGGAGGAAAAAAGUGAGUGUUAUGGUGCAAAAAAUACGGUAGAUGCAGUUGUUAAGUGGCUGGCUUCCACUCGUCUUUCCUUUCCUUAAAGGAAGAAAAAUACAUGUGGAAUUGGAGAAAGGGGCUGCAUUCGGCGCUGCUUCUCUUGCCUUCUAGUCCUUCCCGUUUCCCUCCCUCUCUCUGGGCUGCAACGCUUCCAGAGGUCUCCGCAAAGCCUGCAGGGAAUGGACCCCAGGGAGGCGAGGAGCCUUCUCAGGCCUGUCUUUGCGAUGAUUGCAGCGUUUGUAAAUGGACUGCAGUAUCUCUUGGUGGGGCGAGCAGGCGGUGAGCUGUAAGAAUAGGCAAGGGGGGAGAACGCAAGACUUUUCAGAGUGCAGGUCAAGUAGACUUGGGCAGCCUCCGCAGCUGUGUGCUGCAAAAUUUGGGAUUGCAGGCCUUGAGACAGACAACCGGCUUGAUUUCGACAUGGCUCUUUAUGGCCUCAUUCUGAAUCUCAGGUAGGCAUCCUUUGCUGUGCUCAUUUUGGUGCCGACGAAUAGCGUUUUUGUUUGAAGACAAGCCUGCCCAGGUGUUCAGAAAGCUUUCCGCAAGAUUUAAUCCACUGUUCGUCCAUUGUCGUUUAACUUUUCUUACUGAUAAUUUCAUCCUAGAAUCUAAGAAUCGUAGAGUCGGCUAGAAUCUCUCUGGGGAUGGUGGCAAACAUUGGGAAAUCUUCGUUGCUUCCCUUCGGUUCUGCAUCUCCUGCUUUGCCUGCAUGUCUUGGACUCUGUGCUUGCUGUAAGCCUAAGUAAGGUCCACAGAGGGAUGCGGGUGGUGCUGUGGGUUAAACCACACAGCCUAGGGCUUGCCGAUCAGAAGGUCGGCGGUUCGAAUCCCUGCAACAGGGUGAGCUCCCGUUGCUCGGUCCCUGCUCCUGCCAACCUAGCAGUUCGAAAGCACGUCAAAGUGCAAGUAGAUAAAUAGGUACCGCUCCGGCGGGAAGGUAAACGGCGUUUCCGUGCGCUGCUCUGCUUCGCCAGAAGCGGCUUAGUCAUGCUGGCCACAUGACCCGGAAGCUGUACGCCGGCUCCCUCGGCCAAUAAAGCGAGAUGAGCGCCGCAACCCCAGAGUCGGCCACGACUGGGCCUAAUGGUCAGGGGUCCCCUUACCUUUACCUUAAGUUCUACAGAAUUGGAAGGGACCCCAAGGGGUUGUCUAGUCCAAGCAUGGGAUGCGGGUGGUGCUGUGGUCAGGGCCAGCUUAAGCAUAUGCGCUGGUCCCCCUUUCACAGAGUUGUCAACCUUUUUUUAGGGCUGGAGGAGGCAGGCAGCGGCUGGAGGGUGGCUCCUCCAGCGGUGAAGAGGUGGAGGCUGAACAUGGCGCCUCCUGGCUCAGCUGGCCGCUUCGUGCCACGGUGGCCACGGCAAGCAGCGCACCAAGUGAGCGGGCCUGCGCCGAGCAAGCAAGGGCGUGUGCGCCGCUCCCCCCAGCAUCAGCUUGGUUUUUCCCUUUUAGCCUUCUGGUGCCCCGCAGAAUUUGGCGCCUGCAUGCUAAAAGGGGAAAAAAUUGAGGUGACACUCGGUGGGAGUAGGACACGCACCCUCGCUCACUCAGCGCACUUGUUCAGUCCUCCCCGGACUCUCGCCUACCGCUCUCGAGAACUUGGCGCCCUGCGCUGCUAGCCUCUAUAGGUAAGGCGGGCCUGGCUGUGGUCUAAACCAUUGAGCAUCUUGGGCUUGCCGACCGAAAGGUCGGCGGUUCGAAUCCCCGCGACGGGGUGAGCUCCCUUUGCUCUGUCCCAGCUCCUGCCAACCUAGCAGUUCGAAAACACACCAGUGCAAGUAGAUAAAUAGGUACCGCUGCGGCAGGAAGGUAAACGGCGUUUCUGUGCGCUCUGGUUUCCAUCACGGUGUCCCGUUGCGCCAGAAGCGGUUGAGUCCUGCUGGCCACAUGACCCGGAAAGCUGUCCGGGGACAAACGCCAGCUCCCUCAGCCUGAAAGUGAGACGAGCGCCGCAACCCCAGAGUCGCCUUUGACUGGACUCAACCGUCCAGGGUCCUUUACCUUUUUUUUACCUACUCCAAGCCCAUGUGAUGCAAUAAUCGCAUCUGAUUUGCUUGGCCUUCCUACUGUUGAUCUGUGCCAGGGGUCAGCAACCUUUUUCAGCCGUGGGCCAGUCCACCGUCCCUCAGACCAUGUGGUGGGGUGGACUGUAUUUUGAAGGGGAAAAUGAACAAAUUCCUGUGUUCCACAAAUAACCCAGAGAUGCAUUUUAAAUAAAAACACACAUUCUACUCAUGUAAAAACACCAGGCAGGCCCCACAAAUAACCCAGAAAUGCAUUUUAAAUAAAAGGGCACAUUCUAUUCAUGUAAAAACACACUGAUUCCCGGACCCGCCGCGGGCCGGAUUUAGAAGGCGAUUGGACCGGAUCCAGGCCUUAGUUUGCCUACCUAUGCCUUACGCGUUAGUGCAAUGAAUAUUCAUGCCUUGAUUGUUUUGUGCGACGGCGAGGGUUUGGAAAGGGCAAACUGUAACGCAGGGGUCAGCAAACUUUUUCAGCAGGGGGCCAGUCCACUGUCCCUCAGACCUUGUGGGGGGCCGGACUAUAUUUUUUGGGGGACGAACGAAUCCCCAUGCCCCACAAAUAACCCAAAGAUGCACUUUAAAUAAAAGCACACAUUCUACUCACGUAAAAACACCAGGCAGGCCCCACAAAAAAACACGCUGAUUCCCGGACCAUCCGCGGGCCGGAUUGAGAAGGGCCUUAGGUUGCCUAUCCCUGAUCUAUACAUUUAGCCCGGGGGUUAGGUGGGGAACCUCAGGCCAAGGGGUGAAAUGACCCCCUCUGGUCCUCGCGGCUCUCUUCUCCUCAGGCCAUGCCUCUUUGCUAGCCUACCUUUGCAUCUUCCUUGCUUUCCCCCCAUUGCAGAUUAUGUCCUUUAACUCUUGAUUCUAUGAUUCUUUUCCCAUCAACCAGUUCCUACCUCACCGGGUUAUUUGUAAGGAUCCUAGUCAGGGGCGUGGUGGCGAAGCGUUUGAGCCGCUCCCAAGCUCUCGAGAGGGCAAGCAGUAUUGUCGUCGUUUUGAUUUGCAUAUUUUAGUUUCCCUUUUAAAAAAAAUAGAGAGCAAAUAAUGCAAUUCAGCGUUAAUGAAUUUGAUUGUAACGCGAGCCUUCGCAUUGUCACAAGAGGAGGCAUGUCAGGAUUUGAACGGGGAACCUUGGGCUCGCUGCGGCUGUUUGUGCCCAGCCUACAGAGCUCUCUUCAGGCACAAAAGGGAAUUGCUGCAUCCAGCAAAAAUCUCUGCCAUUGGGUGUCCACACAAAGACCCUGGAUUGGGGAGAUGGGAUGAGAAUAUUAGGACCUUAAGGCUCUAAAAUAUGGGUAGGCAAACUAUGUCCCGGGGGCCGGAUCCGUCCCAAUCACCUUCUCAAUCCGGCCCACAGACGGUCCGGGAAUCAGCAUGUUUUUACACAAGUAGAGCGUGUCCUUUUAUUUAAAAUGCAUCUCUGGGUUAGUUGUGGGGCAUAGGAAUUGGUUCAUUUUCCCCCUUCAAAAUAUAGUCCGGCCCCCCACAAGGUCUGAGAGUCAGUGGACCGGCCCCUGCUGAAAAAGUUUGCUGACCAUGGUCUAAAAUCAGUAAUAAGAUGUAAGAGCCUUACUUAAGACUAGAUUUCCUUCAGCAAAGCUUGUUGUAGUAGUUGUUGUAGUUUAGAUUUAUGUACCACCCUUCUCACAAGAUCUCAGGGUGCUUCACAGGAUGAAACGCAAGGUGGUGAAAGGUGGUUGAAACGAAAACAACAAAACAGGAACAAGAUUGAGGACUAGCGGCGUGAGGAGUUUGGUAGGCAGCUAUUCGAACGCCACAGUUGCACCAGCAGCACAAAACAUAGUUACUGGACCGCAGAUGUCAACAAAGUUGUUGUGGCUUGGGCCGGUUUAUGGUCCUGCAGACGCCGCGGUGGGCCGGAGUACGCGUGCGCACACAUGCGCAAACUCUAUUUCCGGCACGGAGGAGGCAUGCGUUGCUUCCUGCAGCCAAUGGGAAGCCGGCCAGCGUCGUGGAGAGCGGUCCCUGCUCUGCUGUGCUCUGCGCCGGUUUAGUGCAGCGCAUGGGAAGCAAGCGGGAGUCUAUGGGCCGGUUAAAUGACCGUUGUGGCCCAUGGGCCUUAGGUUGCAGACCCCUGGGACACAGGAUCCUGCUCCCUGAGAAUGUUGGUUUUUAUUAAAUUGAAACCAAGGCGCUAGUCCUCAGUGCCAAGAGGGCAAGCCUGCUGAUAUCACAGAAGCCUGGGCGUCAGAGGCGCCUUACUGGCUUUCCCCCAUGGCUAUUAGAACCAUUCUUUUGCCAAAUACCUGAAUGCACAGAAUAAAGGGAAAUAACUUAGCACAAUCUCUCUAUCCAGCAUCCAGAUUUUCUUAGUGCUCACAGAAUAGGAACUUGAGGACUAGAAGCCUGCAACGUUUGCUGGGUUGCUCAAAAGAAGGUCUGGCGGGGUAUGGAAUGGUGGGGUUCUCUCAGGGUGGGUUUGGUUUAAACCAAAUCGAUUUAAAUCACUAGCCAGUAAGACUUGAUUUAAAUCAUUAUUUUUUACAGAAAGAGUCGUUCUUGCUGGUAUAAUCUUAAUAUUUACAACCCGUUUCAUUUUUGGAAUAAUAAAUUCUCAGUCAUUUUUUUUACAGUUAUAUCAAAAAUGACUGAUUUGGUUAUACUAUUCGAAAUACACAGACAGGCAAUUGUGAAAUCGUUGCGAGGUUUAAUAAGUUGACUGUUUAUAUUUGGACAACUUUUCUGCUGUACUUAAUUGGAAGGAGAAAAAUAAUCGUAACAAUUUAAACAAUUCGUUUGGCUAAAACAAUAACAUUAUAGCAUAUGUGUCCAUGUUUGUUAACUGAUGUGGUUAAACAAUUAAAAGAAAAGCUUAGGCUGAGCUUUAGCACACAUGAAAAACUUAAAACAAAUCCUUAUUUCCUGAUGAAUAGCCUUCGGACUAGAAUGUAACUUUAAGAGAAAAAUCUUCGGAAUGAUUUUUCCUCCAAAAGCAUUUUAUUUUUAAAAUCCAAUUUAAUUUUUUUUUUAAAAAAUAAUCAAUUUAAGUAAAUAAAAAAUCUGUUUUUUGGUGUGUGUUUUUUAAUCAUUGGUUUUUAUCCACCCUGGUUUCUCUUGAGCCAGGAGCGUGCCUGUUGUGGGUGGGUGUUGCUGGCACCCUCUCUUGUGGCACUCCAGAAACCCUGCGUGGUUGGGCAAACCGGAAUUUCCUUCUGUUUCGUGUUGGCGCUUGGUGGGUGGGGAGCCGGUCUUUCCUGUCUCAGCCUUGCUUGGUCAUCAUGACUAUGGCAUGGGAGGGCGAUGUGCAAACAAGCACCCGGGUGCCUCUUGUACAACGAGGUGCAUGUCAGCGCGGAUCAUAGAAUUGAGGAGUAAGGGGGUGAUCUCGCCCAACCCUCCGUGGUGCAGGAAUCCCAUCGCCCAACACAGGACUCGAACCCAGAACCCUGGCCUUAAAGAAUCCCAUGCUCUAACCCACUGAGCUGUCCCAGAAAUGGGUAUAUUCCCUUCUGAACCUGGACGUUCCAAAGUACAGUCAUACCUCAGGUUACAGACACUUCAGGUUGCGUUUUUUGGGUUAAAGGUAAAGGGACCCCUGACCAUUAGGUCCAGUUGUGGCCGACUCUGGGGUUGCGGCGCUCAUCUCGCUUUAUUGGCCAAGGGAGCCGGCGUACAGCUUCCGGGUCAUGUGACCAGCAGGACUAAGCCGCUUCUGGCAAACCAGAGCAGCGCACAGAAACGCCGUUUACCUUCCCGCCGGAGCGGUACCUAUUUAUCUACUUGCACUUUGAGGUGCUUUCGAACUGCUAGGUUGGCAGGAGCAGGGACCGAGCAACGGGAGCUCACUCCGUCAUUGCAGGGAUUCGAACCGCCAACCUUCUGAUCAGCAAGUCCUAGGCUCUGUGGUUUAACCCACAGCGCCACCUGGGUUACGGACCGCCGAAACCCAGAGUUACCAGAAUGGGUUACUUCUGGAUUUCGGAGGUCGCGCAUGCGCAGAAGUGCUAAAUUGUGCAUGCACAGAAGUGCUGAUUUGAGACCUGCGUGUGCGCUGACGAGCCGCUGCGGGUUGCGAAUGUCCAUCCUGUCCAGAUCACGUUCGCAACCCGAGCGUAUUUGGAGCAGGUGGUGGUUUCAAAAUACAGUGAACCCUCCAAAUAUGAACUUAAUUCAUCUCGGGGGUCCAUACUUAUCCCGAAAAGUCCGUAUCCGGAGGCGCCACUUCUGCGCGCACACGCGGCCGAUACAGUGUUUCUGAGCAUGCGCAAAGCGUUUCUGCACAUGCGUGCGCGAAGAGACCCGGAAGUAUACACUUCUGGGUUUACCGCAUUCGUAACUCAAAAUUACGUUACCCGAAGACCCGAGGUACCACUGUAAUUGCAUAUUAGUUACACCAAAUACACCAAAUUUGCACAAUGUGUUGUCUUCCAGAUGCACCAUUUUGGUGGGGUUUUUUUGUUAAAAUACAGAGCAGUAUUAGGUCUGGAUAUAAAUAAAGCAGGAGGAAAGAUAUAGUUCAUUUCUCUUAAUUUGGUACUGCCCUGUAGCUUAAUCCUCAACUGAUCGUUCUCUCUCAAAUAGCACCUCCACAGAUUUCCCUCUUCUCCCCUACAAAAAGAAAAAAAAAAAGAGAAGUUGUUAGAGUUGUAGCCAACUCUAAGUAAAGGUAAAGGGACCCCUGACCAUUAGGUCCAGUCGUGACCGACUCUGGGGUUGCGGCGCUCAUCUCACUUCAUUGGCCAAGGGAGCCAGCGUACAGCUUCCGGGUCAUGUGCCCAGCAUGACUAAGCCGCUUCUGGCGAAGCAGAGCAGCGCACGGAAACGCCAUUUACCUUCCCGCCGGAGCUGUACAUAUAUAUAUAUAUGUAUAUGUAUAUACUUGUACUUUGACGUGCUUUCGAACUGCUAGGUUGGCAGGAGCAGGGACCAAGCAACGGGAGCUCACCCCAUCGCGUGGAUUCGAACCACCGACCUUCUGAUCGGCAAGUCCUAGGCUCUGUGGUUUAACCCACAGCGCCACCCGCGUCCCCAACUCUAAGUAGACCCACUGAAAUUAACUUUUGCUUUUCGGUGGGACUGCUGAGGGCUAGCAGAGCCCGGGGGUCAGGAACCACAUACGAGGUAGGAAACUUUUGCAAAAGUGUGUUUUGUUUCCAACUUGUCGCUUUAGUAGUUAUUAUUAUAUUUCAUUUCAUUUGUACCCACCCACUGAGCUGAGCGGGGCUUCGAACCCUGUUCUCCCUGUUCUCCCAAUCUGGUUAUCAUUAUAGGACACCCUAGAUAUUUUCCAAAGAAGCAACAUUCCAAGCUUUGGAAAGAAGGAUGUACUUAAAAGUUGGCUCUUGUAAGCCAAAAUUCACUGUCAGAUAAGUGUUUCUGGGUUCCUGGGGUGGGGGCUUGGGACAGGAAGCUAGAUUCAACAUAUCUGAGGACUAGCGACUUUGGGGGGCUUUCUGUGAGCUGUUACUCCUUUCUUUUUGGACUGCUGGCCCCCCUAGAUGUAUGCAGUUUCUUACCAGGUUGCCAUUUUAACUACAGUGGUACCUCUGGUUGCAAACGGGAUCCGUUCCAGAGGCCCGUUUGCAACAUGAAAAGAGCGCAACCUGCAGCGGCUCGUCUGCGCACGCACGGGUUGUGAUUCGCCGCUUCUGCGCAUGCGCGUGACGUCAUUCUGCACAUGCGCGAGCAGCAAAACCCGGAAGUAACCCUUUCUGGUACUUCCGGGUCGCCACUGGACAUAACCCGAAAGAACGUAACAUGAGCUAUGACCGUACGUUUGAAACGACAACGGGAGGGUGUGCAUAUGUGUAUUUCGCAAUACAGUCAUACCUUGGGUUGAAGUAGCUUCGGGUUGAGCAUUUUCGGGUUGCGCUCCGCGGUGACCUGGAAGUAACGGAGCGCGUAACUUUUGGGUUUCGCCGCAUGCGCAGAUGCUCAAAAUGACAUCACGCGCUAAAGCGGCGAAUCGCGACUCGCAGGCGCGGGUUGCGUUUGCUUCAGGAUGCGAACAGGGCUCCGGAACGGAUCCCGUUCGCAUCCAGAGGUACCACUGUAUGUCCAGCAACAUCCAGGGACCCACAUUUGAGAUGUCCGUCGCAAAGUGGACCCUUCGCCAGUGGCUAAAAAUGCGCCGGGGUGCGUGUGUUCUUUUUUUCUUCCUUUUUAAUCAAUUUUUAUCGGUUUUACAUAAAGUUGUACACAGUAAGCAUAACCAUUCCAAAUAAAUAAAUAAAAGGAGGUUAUUUCGAACCUUCAGACCUCCUUCCCUCCCUCCGCCGGUUCCAUUACUGAAAUGUUUUUGUUUUUAUUUUUCCUGCAUCUUGUACCUUAAUCCAUCUACCGUAUUUUUCGCCCUAUAGGACGCACCGGCCCAUAGGGCGCACUUAUUUUUUGGGGGGGGGGGGUAAUAAAGGAAAAGAAUUAUAUUCCCCCCCCAGCCCCCAAGAGUGAAGAAGCCAUGACAGCGAGCGGGAUGGAUCCUGCUGGCUGUCCUGGCUUCGUUUUUAGCCUUGGGGCUGGGGGUCCAGGAGCAAAGGCGAGGUUGCGCGCAGCUUCGCCAUCGCUCCCGGAGCUUGCCGGGCUGGGGGGAUAGCUUCCUGAAGCCUGGAGAGUGAGAGGGGGCGGUGCGCACCGACCCCUCUCGCUCUCCAGGCUUCAGCGAAAGCCUGCAUUCGUUCCACACACAUUUUCCCCUUCAUUUUUGGAGGGGAAAAAGUGCGUCCUAUAGGGCGAAAAAUACGGUAUAUAACCAUAGUAGCCAAAGUCUGUGUUACUUUACCAAGUGUCAUUGUAUUCCUGCCAGUGACUUCAGCUGUCUACAGUUGUCUUUCAGAUAUAUUAAAAAGUUACUCCGGUCUUUUAAGAAUACUUGGUCUUCCUGGUUUCUGAACUUUCCCGUCAGCCUCGCCAUUUCUGCGUAUUCCAUCUGUCUGUCAUUUUUCUCUGGUCGAUACUUUUUCUUCUUUCCAUCUCUGGGCUAAGAGCAUCCUAGCAUCAUUGCAUACAUCAACAGUCUUUUAUUUGCUCUUUCUUUCGUUCUUUCUUUUUUCUCCCAUGCCAAGUUACAACAUAAGAUACAAAUAAAAUAAAACAAUAAUCAAAAAACUAAAACAGAGAGAAAAGAAAAGAAACAGCAACACUUACAGAACAUAGCCAAACAUACAUACAUACAUUUUUUUUAGUUCACAUAAUAUACAUUCUUUGCAACGAACAACUCCAAAAUAAGCAGACAACUCCAAAAUAAAAUCAUACGUAACAAAACCAUCAGUCUCGUGUUUUCAUUUACACUGAUCUCCUCUCUGAUACCUUUACUUAAUAUUUCUUGCUGCAUUCUGCUUUCCUGAUAGAAGCUUUAUGAAAAUUUAAAUCUCUUAAAUACUAUACCAGUCUUUAACAAUUUCAAUUAAUCCCUUCGCCUUCCUUCCCCUCAGCCCAGUACUUCCUUACACCCGUUCUUUACCUACUAUUAUUUUUGUUAUUGUUGCGUUAUUCACUUUAUUUGUUAUUCCAUCUUUGAUAUAUUAUUAUCCUAUCUCCUUGCGCCUUUUAAACUUUUGACUUCCUUCCAUCCUUUAGCGACUUCAAAUUUUCCAUUUUUCUUUUUCGUUGUGUUACAUGUAUAUGUACAUUUAUUACUUCCAGUUUUAUACCUUUCCUAACUAUUUUUUCCCCCUUAAGCCUGCAAACUUCAUUCGUCACAUAUCGAUAUAUUUAUUCCAGAACAAUGUCCCCCCCCCCAUAUACUCUUUAACACAGUCCCAUUCUUUUAUUAAUUUUUGGUCUGAUGGUCCUCUUGAGACUUCCGUUGACCUUGCCAAGUUAUAUGUUCAACAUAGUUUGAUUUGCCACACUCUUACUGAUGAAAUUCCCAAUUUUAUUUUGGUAGUUCCUCACCUAUAAUACCUAACAAAAAGGCCUCUGGUUUUUUUUUAACAAAAGUUAUCUUAAACAUUUUCUCUGGCUCAUUUUAUAUCAUUUCCCAGAAGCCACCUGCGGGGGGGGGGCAGGUUCUAGCACUGUUUAACGGUUUCUAGCACUGUUUGACGGUUUCUAGCACUGUCUGACUGUUUCUAGCACCGUUUGACGGUUUCUAGCACCGCUUGACGGUUUCUAGCACCGCUUGACGGUUUCCAAGCACCGUUUGACGGUUUCUAGCACCGCUUGACGGUUUCUAGCACCGCUUGACGGUUUCUAACACCGUUUGUCGGUUUCUAGCACCGCUUGACGGUUUCUAGCACCGUUUGACGGUUUCUAGCACUGCUUGACGGUUUCUCUUUCCUCUCCCCAGCCCCCUGGUGUCAGCAUGGAGGGCGGUGUGGACGGCCCCAUCGGAAUCCCCUUCCCCGACCACAGCAGCGACAUCUUGAGCAGCCUGAACGAGCAGCGGAACCACGGCCUGCUCUGCGACGUGGUGAUCCUGGUGGACGGGCAGGAGUUCCCCACGCACCGCUCGGUCCUGGCGGCCUGCAGCCAGUACUUCAAGAAGCUCUUCACCUCAGGGCUGGUGGUCGACCAGCAGAACGUGUACGAGAUAGACUUUGUGAGCGCCGAGGCCCUCUCGUCCCUGCUGGAGUUCGCCUACACGGCCACCCUCACCGUCAGCACUUCGAACGUGGGCGAGAUCCUCAACGCCGCCACGCUGCUAGAGAUCCAGGCGGUCAGGGACGUUUGCACGGAUCUGCUGGACAGGAAGAUUCUGGCCAAGCACGACCAGAUGGACACAGUAGAUCAAAUUGAUCAAAGGAACCAUCUCAGAGCGAAAGAAUACCUGGAGUUUUUUCAGAGCAACCCCAUCAAUGGGCAGCAGGGCACGUACCCAUGGACCAACCCGGACUUGAGGGACCUUCAGCGGCUCGGCUUCCGGGGCCCGGAGGUCAAGGAGGAGCCGGACUGCAACGGCCUGGACUUCUACACUCAGGCCGCCCUCAGCGACAGACCAAAGGCGAACGACGGCGACCCCGACGGCAAGAUGUGGCUGGACGCCGAAGAGGCCAAGGCGGCCGCCGCCCAGGGACCCUUGUUCCCCGCCUCGCAGAAUGGACAGUACGGCGGGCACGGCCUGGCCACGGUGCCCGGGGAGGACGAGGCGGCGGCUCAACUGGACCAGCAGGAGGCGGGGGGCUCCCCCGCCUUCGUCCCCGGGGAGGGCGAGGAGGCGGACCCCCGGGAAGUGGACGGCCUGGCUGCCAGCACCCUCCUGCAACGGAUGAUCAAUUCCGUGGAGCGGCAGCAGCUGGCCGAGGACGACCGCAAAGACGACGACGGAGUCAUGGAUUAUUACUUGAAAUACUUUAGCACUUCCCAAGAGGGGGGCGAGUACCCGUCCUGGUCCCACAAGUCGGAGAAGAAGAUCCGGGCGAAAGCAUUCCAGAAGUGCCCCAUCUGUGAGAAGGUGAUCCAAGGGGCGGGCAAACUCCCUCGCCACAUCCGGACCCACACGGGAGAGAAGCCGUAUGAAUGUAACAUUUGCAAAGUUCGGUUUACGAGGUGAGCACGGGGAGAGGGGGCGGGCUGGGGGCGGGUCCGCAGUGUUGCCCCCCUCCCGAAGAUCCCAGUCCUUACUACUGUGAGAAUAUUAUUUAUCGUUCGUUCGUUCGUUCUAAAUUUUCGUAAAUUUAUGCACUGCUUAUACAAGGCGAUUUGCGAAAGAUGAAACAAUCGAGGGGUGGAAUUGUAACUGUGCUUUGCAACAUACAAAGGUUCAAAUACAGUGGUACCUCGGUUUCCGAACGUAACCUGUUCCGGAAGACCGGUCGAGGUUCGGAAACGGAGGCGCAAAAUGCGGCCUGCAAAUUUAAUGGAGGAAAAUAACAUAGGCUCAGUGGAAGCCAUUUUGACUUCCGAGGCGCGUUCGAAAACGGAAGCGUUUACUUCUGGGUUUAUGGCGUCCGAAACGUUCGUCAACGUUCGAAAACCGAGGUACCGCUGUACUAAAAUAGUUUGCAACCACCACAACUUUUCUAAGCAUCUGGGUAGGUUUGUCUAAGCAGGAGAGUGGGCGCGGUGAAGGCUUGCUCUCAAUAUAUCGGCAGGGAGUUCCGAAGGGGAGACGCCACACGAAAUGCUUGGAAGUGAAUUUCAGAUAGGCCUGAAUUACGCUUCUUGAGGUGAGUGGUGCUGCGGUUUUGACCUCUUUUCCUGCCUCCCAGCUAGAUUUCGAUGUCUUUAUAUACAUAUUCCCCUCUAGUAGGCUCAGUUGGGUAAGAAUCAAGUACGGUUUAACCUCGGUUGUCAAACAUAAUCCGUUCCGGAAGACCGUUCAACUUCCGAAACAUUUGACAACCGAGGUGCGGCUUCCGAUUGGUUGCAAGAGCUUCUUGCACUCAAGCCGCGUCAGAUGUUUGGGUUCUGAAAAACGUUCAAAAACCAGAGCAUUUAGUUCUGGGUUUUCGGCGUUCGGGAGGCAAAACGUACAAGUACCACGGCGUUCAAAAACCAAGGUUCAACUGUAUACAUUUCCAGAGUUAACACAAAAUACACAACCUCUGGUCAGUGAGCCACCAUAGCUGCUAGAGGGCCGUGAAAAUUUGUGUCCCGGGCUAUUCAGAGUCUUCUAACCACGUACUAGCUGAAACCAGAGGGGUGCAAGGCUUGUCAUGUGUGAUUCCUUCCCCCCCCCCCCCCCAGUUCUCCUAUCUCACUUUUAUUUAAAAUGCAUCUCUGGUUUAUUUGUGGGGCAUAGGAAUUCGUUCAUAUUUUUUUUCAAAAUAUAGUCCGGCCCCCCACAAGGUCUGAAGGACGGUGGACCGGCCCCCUGCUGAAAAUGUUUGCUGACCCCUGAUCUAAAUGCUGCAGGUGGGGCGGAAUUGCCAGAGAUCAUUUGGAACUGAACUGUUGAUUUAAGCAGAGUCUUGUUGCCAACGGAAGGAUGAGGAAAAUGUGCUGCAUACUCUAUAUUGCUUUUAUUUACAGUUCAAAGCUGGUAUAUUACAGAAAGACAUCUUGCCUCUGCAAGAGCAGAAAAUGCAUCCUCUCUCCUCGACAGCUUGGAGAGAAUCACACAGUGAAAAAACAGGAAACCAGUGUACGUCACAUCCAGUCUCCCUUUCCCGUGAGAAACUCCAACAGUACAGACUGUGGAAUGUAAAACAAUGUCUUGUGACUGCAGUUGCUGCUCAGUGAGGGAAAUAGAAACCAACAACCUCACCCUUUCUGUGAACAUCACUGGGCAGCGUGUUUGUACAGUAUCAGUACAAACCCAACUUCUGCACAUAGGUACAGUGUUGAUCCCUUGAUACAAUCUUGGACAAUACAUCAGCAGGAAUUUCAUUACCUGGCAUAUAGGACACCGUUACGAGUCCCUUCUGAAUACAUUCCCUAGCAUGCUGCAACUUUAAUUGCAAGUGCUUUGUGCUUUGCUUACAACCUUCAGACUUCAGCAAAGCCAAACAUGCUUUGUUGUCCUGGUAAACCUGGAUUGGACAUUUGACAGGAAUUUUCAUAUCUUUGCACAAUUGUACUAACCAUUCACAAUCCUUAAGUGAAUAAGACAGUGCAUUCAGUUCAGCUUCACAAGUACUUAAGCUAACUGUUGUUUGCUUCUUGCAUGACCAAUCAAACAGACUCUGAUUGUACAUGUAGCAAACUCCAGACGUACUUUUCCUGUCUGUAGCGUCACUUCCAAAACUUGCAUCUGCAAAUAUCUCAAGACCACCAGACUUCUGAUUGUUAAAUCUCAGUCUGUAAUGCAUAGUGCCUUUCAAAUACCGCGCUAUGCGUUUCAGAGCUUUCCAAUCCUUGACACUAGGAUUGUUGACUUGUCUGCUUAGCAAAUUACAGCUAACAGCAAUGUCUGGUCUUGAACAUCUGGCAAUGAAGUUUAGCUUGCCUAGCACACUCCUGUACAGUGUAGUGUCAGAAAAUGCUUCUUCAGUGUCAUCUACCUGAUAACCUGUUGUCAUCGGUGUGUCUACAGGGUUAGCAUCCAUCAGAUUUAGUUUGCUUAACACAUCAGCAAUUUUCCGUGACUGGUGUACUAGAAUGUUACCAUCUUGAUCUCUCUCUAUUUCCAGAGAUAGGUAGUUGUUUACCUCACCAAGAUCUUUCAUGUCAAAGUGCUCUUUCAGUUGAGCUAGGGCGCUAUUGUACAUUGCAACAUCUUUCCAAAAGAAUAAUAAAUCAUCAACAUAAAACAAACAGUACAGUUUCUUUUGCCCCUCCUCUUUGACAAAUACACAUGGAUCAGCUUUCCCUUGCUGAAAACCUAGAGAAAACAAUACUUCAGUGAGUUUUGUGUGCCAACACCGUGCACUUUGUUUGAGACCAUAAAGGGAUUUCUUCAGAGCACAAACAAAUCCCUGUUUUACCUGUACGCCAUCAGGUGGAAGCAUAUAAAGUGAUUCAUCUAGAGAUCCGUACAGAAAAGCUGUAUUAAUAUCAUGGUGACUAAUGUGUAGAUUUUCCUCUGCAGCUAGCUUGAGCAUAAGCCUAAUGCUUUCAUAUCUCACUGUGGGUGAAUAGGUCUCGUGAUAGUCUUGACCUGGUACCUGUGCAAAACCUCUGGCUACCAAUCUGGCUUUGUGUCUGACUAUCUUGCCAUUUUGAUCUGUCUUCGCUUUGAAGACCCAUUUGCUUCCAAGCAGUUUCAUUCCUGGAACUACUGGAACUAGCUCCCAUGUUUUGUUCCUUUCUAAGGAAUCAAGCUCAGCCUUCAUGGCAUUUAACCAUGGCUCAGCUUCCUUUGAAUCCAAACCCUGGAUUUCUUGGAAACUUGAAGGUUCAAAUACCUUCUUGGAGCUUUUAACAGCUGUUACUGCUAUCUUAGCAAACUCAUCAGCAAAUCUCUUUGGAGGUUUGCCUUUUGUGGCUCUCUGUGACCUACGAAUUAGCCUUAAGUCUUCAACACUCUCCUCUUCCUUCUUAGGAGAAAAACGACCUAUUGUGAACAAUGGUUCCUCCAAUUCUUGAUCAGAGCUUUCAGAGGGUCGCAUAGAGGCUUUCGCACUCUUGAAAUCCUCUGAAUCACCCGAUUCAGUUUCAGAUUCAGACUCAGAACCUUCAUCAGUGGGUGUGGGUUGUUGUGGUUGCUUUUGACUAUCCUCAGUCUCAUCACCGUCAUCAGGAUAACAUUGGAAAAUUCCCACAUUCUCCCCCACUUUGCAUUGUACUCAACACUUCUCGUGAGCUUAAUUGUCUUAGAGUCAGUCAUCAUUAUUCUGUAAGACCCUUUCUGAUAACCUAGAAAGAUACCAUGCAAUCCACGCUUGUCUAACUUGGAGUUUUGUGGUGAGCGAACCCACAUGUCAGAACCAAAAAUCUUCAUGUGUUUGAUGUAUGGCUUCUUGCCAAACAUCUUCUCAUAGGGGUACAACCAAUCGCUGAAGAUAAUCUGCGAUUGUAACUGUAAACAAAACACGAGAGAGAUUCGGCCCAAUAACUCUCUGGAAGAUUGGCAUCAUGCAGCAAGGUCUUUAACCCUUGAAGCAAUGUCUGAUUUGCCCGUUCCGCAAGUCCAUUCUGCCAUGGCGAGCGAGGACUAGACAAAUCGUGUUGAAUUCCUUUCUCAGUCAGAAAAGCUUCAAACUGCUGAGAAGUGAAUUCCCCCCCGCGAUCACUGAAAAGAGUCUUUAUCUUCUUACCAUGCACAUUUUCCAACCAAGCACAGAAUUCCUUGAACCUAGGAAAAGCCUCUGAUUUCUGCUUGAGAUUGUACACAAAAAUAUAUCUAGAAAAUGCAUCAAUGAGAACCAUGAAGUAUCUAUUUCCACCCAAAGAGGGCGUUAGUGGUCCAACCAAAUCAGCAUGAACAACCUGGUAUGGUUCUGUAGCUUUCCUACUAGACACCUUACCUUUCGCAGCCAUUUUCACUUUGUUUGCUGCGCAUGCUUUGCACUUCAUGUGGUACCUGCAGGGUUUAAUAGUCAUACCUUCAACCAAGGCAGGCAUUUUAGAUACUGCCUCAAAAUGCAAAUGACCAAAUUUGCGAUGAAAAUCGUGAAUACAUUCUGCAUGCAAACUUUUGUUAGAACCUGCAAUGCAACAAGUGUCAUCCUGCACCACAUCAUCAUAAUACAAAACAAACAAAUGAUCAACAUAUUCUGCAUGCAAUACAUAAUCAUUUUUCUUUGUGAUGAUGCACUUCUUGUUCUUGAAGGAAACGUCAAUGUUCCGCUCAUUCAGCUGUCCAACGCUGAGCAGAUUAUGUUUGGCGUCUGGCACGUAAAGCACAUUCUGUAUCGAUAAGUCCAAACUGUGAAGAACAACAGUUCCGUAGCCUUUACUGGGAAUAGUGUGGUCAUCCGCCUGGUGAAUCGCACCUUCCUGCGGUGUAAAAGACACAAACAGUUUCUUAUCGUUGCACAUGUGGUGGGUGGCCGCUGAAUCAACAACGAAGAAAGAUCUAGACGUCUUCUGGACCUCUGCAACCUUUGGAGUGAAGCGUGAAACCAUAGCCUUGUGCUGCGUUGUCCUAGACACCGGACCUUUGCCUUUGCCUCGGCCUUUUCCGCGCGAUGAGCUUUCGCUGCGCUGCUCUGUCUUGGCCCUGGGAUGUCUGCAUUCCCUCUUCAUAUGGCCUAGACGUCCACACGAGUAGCAUUUCACUGCCUUCAAAGCUUUGGCGCCAUCUGGUGGUUCCACUGCACUAUGGGAUGACGUCUGUGAAGACUCCCCUUGCCCAUGCAGCUAGCACCCCGGCGAUCUGCUUCAUUUAAAAUCACGGCAGUAACAAAGUCCACUGUCAGCUGAGCAGUUGGUUGCACAGCAAUCUGGGUUGCAACAGACUCCCAACCUGAACCCAAAGAUUGUAGUAUCAUGAAAGAAUACACAGCCUCUGGAAAGUUGAGUCCUCUCUGUUGCAGCUCAUGUCUCAGAUUUUGCAUCUCCAUCAGAUGUAAACGCACAUCUCCACCUUCAGCAAGAGCCAUAUUGUGCAGCUUGUUAAAGUAAUACAUAGUGGAUCCAGCUUCUGUCCUUAAGUGAGCCUCUCUCAGAGCGUCCCAAAUUUCUCUGGCUGAGGUCUUAUCACGCAAUAGACAGAGCUCUUCUGGGGAUACUAUCAAUGUAAGAGUUCCCUUGCUUUGGAAUCCUUAGCUUCCCAUGCAUCUGUAACUGGAACUGGGGGUUUCUGUAAUCACCUCAAACAAACCCUCUUUCCGCAGAAUUGCCUCUGCAUACUGAACCCAGUCGGCGUAAUUUUUCUUGUUGAGCUUAGGAAUCCCACAAGCAUCCUGAAGGGCCAUCAUGACUCUGGCAUUAGCCUUCAGCGUCAUAUGCUGCUUUAAAUCUUGCUGCGUCACUGCUGCAGCUGCUUUAUUACAAAGGCACACUUAAAAGUUACUUUCGAUUUCCCCAGCAUAGUGACUUGUGCCUGGGAGCCUUUUGCCUAUUCCCGGCAAAACCGGCUUUAAAAGUUCAAAGUCCAGCCAUAAAGCCAUUAUCUUGAAGCUGGCAGGCUGCCCGGAGCAGUAGCACAUACCUCAUCAAUCACUUCUACGCGCAGAGCAGAUUCCUUUCCGAUCCGUCCCUCUGCAUUCCGAUCUGCCGGCACUCCGAUUCGACCUCUGGGCCCAUAACCACGUGUUGAUUUAAGCAGAGUCUUGUUGCCAACGGAAGGAUGAGGAAAAUGUGCUGCAUACUCUAUAUUGCUUUUAUUUACAGUUCAAAGCUGGUAUAUUACAGAAAGACAUCUUGCCUCUGCAAGAGCAGAAAAUGCAUCCUCUCUCCUCGACAGCUUGGAGAGAAUCACACAGUGAAAAAACAGGAAACCAGUGUACGUCACAUCCAGUCUCCCUUUCCCGUGAGAAACUCCAACAGUACAGACUGUGGAAUGUAAAACAAUGUCUUGUGACUGCAGUUGCUGCUCAGUGAGGGAAAUAGAAACCAACAUGAACUGCGAACUGACCGUGAACUGAAUUAGUUCGCUUCUCUUUGGACGUAUUGGAACAUUUAAAAAAAUGAACUUUCCAAGUUCUCCAGGUCAGCUGUACGAAAUUUUAAGCACAGAUGUGGCCAGGGAAGGGGGGGAUGGCAUUGAAAACAAUGUGGAUUUAGAGCAUUGAAACAGCGUUCUCUGUUAAUCCGACCUCUCGGGGGGGAGGCGGGUUUUGGUGGACAAGACCCCCCCCCCAAUGGCCUGCUCAGGUGUGUGCCAGCAGCCUCCCCAAAUACAAGCGGAUGUCUUUGAACACACCUAGAGAGGAAUUUGAAAGGUGUUUUAAGAUCCACAACCCAUAAUUUGCCCUUCCCUGUCAAUGCCCCAAGUUACUGGAGGAACAAAAUUGCACCCAGGAAAACAAGGUAGGAAACUUUUUGCAAAAAGGUGUGUUUGUUUUUAACCUGUUGCUUUAGUUUUUGUUGUUUUUGGUUUAUUUCUUGCUCGUUAUGAUACGUUUUAUUUAUUUAGUAAAGUUUAAAACUUUGCAGUCACAUACCGAACGUACAACAUAGAAACAAGAUUCCAGAGAAUUUCCUGCACUUCCCUCUCCCCACUUUGUGGGUCCUGUUAUUAAUAAUUUCCUCCUGCAUCUUUUAUGAUAAUCCCACAUCUUUUAUCUCUCUCCAUUGUGUCCAAAAUUCACCAUUAAACUACAAAAGUGAUAGUCCAAUCCUACUAACGAUUUUAAACUUUAAACUACAAGUGAUAUUCCAAUCCUACUAACGUCUUUAACUGUUUACAAUGGUUUUUAAGAUAUGUUUUAAGUUUCCCCCAUUCAUUAUUAAAAAUUUUGGUCUUCCUGAUUUCUGAUUCUUGCGGUCAUUUUAGCCAUUUCGGCAUACAUCCAUCAACUUGAUCAGCCAUUCUUCUCUGGUCGGGACUUUAUCUUCUCUGCAUCUCCAAAAAGUUAUUAUUAUUUUCCUCAUUAUUAUUAGUUUAUUCCAUUUGUACCCAACCAAUGAGGGACGCGGGUGGCGCUGUGGGUUAAACCACAGAGCCUAGGGCUUGUCGAUUCGAAGGUCGGCGGUUCGAAUCCCCGCGACGGGGUGAGCUCCCAUUGUUCGGUCCCUGCUCCUGCCAACCUAGCAGUUCGAAAACACAUCAAAGUGCAAGUAGAUAAAUAGGUACCGCUCCGGAGGGAAGGUAAAUGGCGUUUCCGUGCGCUGCUCUGGUUCGCCAGAAGCGCCUUAGUCCUGCUGGCCACAUGACCCAGAAGCUGUACACCGGCUCCCUUGGCCAAUAAAGCGAGAUGAGCGCCACAACCCCAGAGUCGGCCACGACUGGACCUAAUGGUCAGGGGUCCCUUUACCUUUACCUUUACCCACCCACUGAGCUGAGCGGGGCUUCAAACCCUGUUCUCCCAGGUCUCCCAAUCUGGUUAUCAUUAUAGGACACCCUGGGUAUUUUCCAGGGAAGCAACAUUCCAAGCUUUGGAAAUAAGAAUGUGCUUAAAAGUUGGCUCUUUGUAAGCCAAAACUCACUGCCAGAAAAUUGGUCCAGGGGCAGGAAGCUAGAUUCAACAUACCUGAGGACUAGUAACUUUGGGAGGCUUGUUGUGAGCUGUUACUCUUUUGCUUUUGUUGUUUUGUUUUUUUGGACUGUGGGCCUCCUAGAUAUACAGUCAUACCUUGGUUUUCAAACAGCUUGGUUCCUGAACGUUUUGGCUCCCGAGCGCCGCAAAGCUGAAAGUGACUGUUCCGGCUUGUGAACUAUUUUUGGAAGCCAAACGUCCGACGGGGCUUCUGAUUGGCUGCAGUAGCUUCCUGUUGCCAAUCAGAAGCCGCGCUUCGGUUUCCGAACGUUUUAGAAGUCAAACAGACUUCCGGAACAGAUUCCGUUCAACUUCCAAGGUGUGGCUGUAUGCAGUUUCUUACCAGGUUGCCAUUUUAACUACGUUUGAAAUGACGGCAAGAGGUUGUUCAUAUGUGUAUUUCACAGUAUGUUUUCUAGCUGACAAGAGACAAUUAUUCCUCUAUAAUAAUAAUAAUAAAUAAUCUAUUAUUUAUACCCCGCCCGUAUGACUGGGUUUCCCCAGCCACUCUGGGCGGCUUCCAACAAAAUAUUAAAAUACCAAAUUGAAGGAGCCAUUUGGCACCUAGAUUAUAUAUCUGAGUUUCUAACAAAGCCCAUCGCCAAAUCUUUAGCUCCACGUGGUCAUGAUUUUUGGCCCCUUUGCUGGCUCAGGUUGAUGGGAUCUAGAGUUCAGUAAUGCCCAACGGGCUGCUGCAGAGUCCUACUCGGAAGAAAACCUGUAAGUGGCUUAAAAAGGUCCAGCUCCAAGGGCCUUCUGGCGGUUCCCUCGCUGCAAGAAGCCAAGUUACAGUGAACCAGGUAGAGGGCCUUCUCGGUGGUGGCCCCCACCCUGUGGAACGCCCUCCCACCAGAUGACAAAGAGAAGAACAACUAUCUGACAUUUAGAAGACAUCUGAAGGCAGCCCUGUUCAGGGAAGCUUUUAAUGUGCUGACAUUUUAAUUUAUUUUUAAUCAUUGUUGGAAGCCGCUCAGAGUGGCUGGAGAAACCCAGCCAGAUGGGCUGGGUACAAAUAAUAAAUUAUUAUUAUUAUUAUUAAUUACUCCAAAAUGACCCCCAGGCUGCGCACCUGGUCCUUCAGGCACACGCUUGCCCCAUUCAGGACCAGGGAGUCCCCCACACCUGCCCGCCCCCUGUCCCCCCCUCCAAAAAAAAACCCAGUAAAAAGGUAAAGAUACGCCUGAACAUUAGGUCCAGUCGUGGCCGACCCUGGGGUUGCAGCGCUCAUCUCGCUUUACUGGCCGAGGGAGCCGGCGUACAGCUUCCGGGUCAUGUGGCCAGCAUGACUAAGCCGCUUCUGGCGAACCAGAGCAGCGCAUGGAAACGCCGUCUACCUUCCCGCCAGAGCGGUACCUAUUUAUCUACUUGCACUUUGACAUGCUUUCGAACUGCUAGGUUGGCAGGAGCAGGGACCGAGCAACGGGAGCUCACCCCGUCGCAGGGAUUCGAACCGCCGACCUUCUGAUCGGCAAGUCCUAGGCUCUGUGGUUUAACCCACAGCGCCACCCGCGUCCCAUAAAACGACAACAGUACUUCUGUCUUAAAUCUUCCCUCCGUAACUUUUCCUUCCUCCUCUUUCCGACACAGGCAGGACAAGCUGAAGGUUCACAUGAGGAAACACACCGGCGAGAAGCCCUAUCUUUGUCAGCAGUGUGGGGCGGCGUUUGCCCAUAACUACGACCUGAAGAACCACAUGCGCGUCCACACGGGCCUGCGCCCCUACCAGUGCGAGAGCUGCUUCAAGACUUUUGUCCGCUCCGACCACUUGCACCGGCACCUUAAGAAGGAUGGCUGCAACGGGAUCCCUUCCCGGAGGGGGCGCAAGCCCCGCGUGAGAGAUGCCUCCGCGCCCCCCGCCACCCCGGCUUCCAACCCCGACGACGGGAGCCUGGCGGGCGGCGAGGAGGCCCACGAAACGCAGGAUGCGACUGCGCCGCAGGACGGCUUAGAACAGCACUUUGACGGGAGUUCCAGCGCCAAAGCGGCGUCGGGGGGUUUGAAUGUAGGGGGGGUGAAGUCCGAGGGCGAAACGGAAGAACUCUCCUAAAAAAAAAAAAAAAAAACAACCAAAAAAAAACCCGUAACGAGAAAAAAACAAAAGGUGUCACAAAAUCUAGUUAUAACUUUUCCUCCAG